Messenger RNA from Pelobates cultripes (western spadefoot toad), 56318 nucleotides. The record is from the annotation of a GenBank genome assembly. NCBI's taxonomy places the organism in Eukaryota, Metazoa, Chordata, Amphibia, Anura, Pelobatidae.
GUUAAAAUCUGCGACAAAAUGUAUAUAGUUAGAGUCUGUGACAGGGAGACCACAGAAGAGGAAGUAUAUUAAGAGACGUGAAAUUAAAGAGAGGAACUGUCAUAGCAGGAAGUAAGUAGGGCGAAGGAGACACUUUGAGACAUAGUGCAGAAAAAAGACCGUAAGCCUGUCAAAGAAAGAGGUAAUUUACAAUAGGAUUCACAAACCACUGUAAAAGGUAAGAAAAUAAAAUGUAAUCAUUCUUCUAUUCCAUGGUGUUUCGCAGUAUGUUUAAUUAUGUGUGAUUUUAGCCAAGCACAUCAAACAUUUACCUUUCCUAGGUAUCUUUUCAAUAGAUCUCACUUCAGCUCAGGCCUAGUUUGUUGUUUCCAUUACAUUUUUUACUUGCGGUCACGUUUUGCAAAUAUCAGUCAUGGAUAAUUGUAAAGUAUAAUUAGCUGGUGGGCAAGUAAUACUUUUGUUCCAGCAAUAUCUUUGUAACUUUUCUAGAUUCCGAAUCAUUUGGACAGGUCUGUGUCUCAUAGACACCAUCACUUCUUAAAAAAUACUUUGUCUGGUAUCUCCACUUACUUCAUUAUCUUUUUGGCCAAAACGCACACUUGAUCUUAACAAAAUUCCUCCAGUGCAGCUCUCUUACCCUCCAUUCCAUGUUUUACCUCUUUCAAAAUUUGACAGGUCUGUGUCUCAUAGACACCAUCACUUCUUACAAAUGCUUUGUCUAGUAUCUCCACUCACCCCAUUACCUUUCUGGCCAAAACUGACACUUGAUCUUAACAAAAUUCCUCCAGUGCAGCCCUCUUACAUUCUAUGUUUUACCUCUUCCAAAAUUUGCUCUAAACCCUAUCUUUGCUAUUCAUUAUACCAUGUCUAAACCACUGCAUACAAUUCUCCAUAUUCAUCGAUUUUGUCACUCAAAUCUUAUUGUAACGUCACCUUCUGUAACCUGCCUUCUUUGUGCUUCCUCCACCCCCGUUCAGCUUCCUCUAACCACAGAGAUUUCAGACUAAAUAAGGAGAAUUGUUUUUUGAAAUGCAUUGUCCCCUCCUACAUGUGCUUUUGUAUUUGUAUAUUAUUUAUUAACAUGUGUCUGACACAAGACUUUAGCAUGAUUUAUGGAAAUAUAAUCACGUUAUGUCAGGUUUGGCAACAUCAUCUUAAAGACCACGACAGACGGACAGAUGGAAUAGCAUAACGAUAACACACUCCAUGGCUAAAGUGACCUUCAAACCAAUGUAAAAACAAUGAAUGAUUUUCUUUUAUACAGAGAAAUCACAUGAGAAGGAGAAAGCCAGGGACAGCUCUCUAAAAAAAAAGCUUAUACUGCUAACAUUAUUUUUAUCAUUCUCUACAUCGUGAUUUUUAUAAAAUUAAGUUACAGAAUAAAGACAUGGACUUCUACAUUUAAUGUUAUUUUUCACACUUUACAAAUACGCAUUUGCUAACUAACAGUUCUCCUUUAAUUGCUUGAAAAAACUAUGCAGUAAAUUUUGUGACAAUUGAACAUACAUAAUCAUUCUUAAUGUCAUACUAUUGCAAACAGUUUUCCUCAUGCAAGCGAGUAAUCUGUAGCCUGCAAGAUCUCUUUGGCUGUGUUGCUUGUGUGACACUCAGCAAAAUGCUCACACAUACACGGUUGUUCACUAAAGUGAAAAUUCAAGGUGAAUUCAAAGUGAAUUUCAAAUUGAAGAUCAAAAUAGCUGAACUCGACAAAUUGGAUUUAUUUUUCACUUAGGCUGUUUUUUGGUUUGUAAUUACUUUCACAUUUACUUUAUUUUGCUAGCUCUAUCUGUUCGUGUCACUCUGAAAAACCUAGUUCUGGGAUGGAACUUUUUUGUUGAACUGGACAAAUUCAGCUGCUCUGGCUAGGAUCAACCUUCAAACGACCUGGAACUCACGGCUAUCCUGAGCGCUUUCCUGGUGCCAGUACCACCUAGCAGGGUGUUUUUUGGAGGUUGCUAUCGGUCAGGCAUGCCAUACCUCUGGAGCCUCGCUCCGGUUCUGUGAUAGUCCUGAGCUUUGGAAGGGUGCUGAAAAGGAGGCAUGGCUGGGAUGGGGUAGUCUAGCGAAUAUAGCUCCUUCAAGAGGAGGUGGAGGGUUGGAGAGCCAGGUAUAGUUAGGUAAGGGUAAUGGGUGGGGAAACUAAUGUACUCAGACAGGAGAAGUGUCUCCUUCCUUGGGCAGGGGGCUAGCAAUUACGCUCCUCCAGGAGUCUGUGGCUAAAGGAAAGCUUGCCACAGUCCUUUUUAAAACAUACUUUAAUCCGAAACUAUAUAAAAUAUUUUUAAUUCUAUCUACGUUUGGGGGAACCCCUUUCAUAUGACAUAAACUCCUUUUGGACAGGGUGUUAUGGUGACAUGUGAUUGAAUGAGAGAACCUGAUUGGUGGAGCCUCGUCCUGGUCUAGAAGAAGCCAAUGCUUACUAGCACUCCUCUUAAUUUAAAUAUUCAUCAUUCCACUUUUUUCUAUAGGAUAUAAAGUGUUGUGAUACUUUUUCAGUACAAGGAUUAUAAAGGCCAAAUGAGUGUCCAGGGUUGCUGUAUUUCUCAUGCAGAGAGACCUUGCUGGCAUUUUGGAUAUGGUAUAGGUUUGCUCUCUAAUGACACAAGUGAACAAACUGAGCACAAGUGUCCAAAACCUUUUUGAGACUUGAGCACAGAUUAAAGGGAAAGCUACUAAGGCUUAUGAGCUCUUCUAUAGAAAAUAAACAAAAUGAUCCCCUAAACGAGGACGUGUGUUUGUUAAUUAGCACUUUAAAAAGUCCAACAGUGAUUAAAAGCAAUUUUAAAACACGUGUGGGAGUACCCUCCUUCCCACACUCCAAAUCGAUAAGUGAACUAGUGUUAUAAAAGCAUUAAAACAUAUAUAUAUAUUAGUGAAGCGCUUAUAAAAAAAAAAGGGGUGGGGGGGGAGGUGGAUUCUGCCUAAAGAGCGUGAAGGUGCAAUCUACUAUUUCAACAAUUGUCACGGUGUUCUCCGUGUAAGUGGUUCGAAUUACUAUCCCAUAAUAUACCAUCUGUACAAUUAAUGUAUACCCCCACUUAACUUAUAUGUUACUUAACAUAUAAGUUACUUAUAUGCAGGGGUCAAGUCCUGGGGAAAAAAGUGUGGGAACUCACCCAAGAUUCCCACCCCCCCCCUUAAAAAAAAAAAUUACACUCCUAUGCAUAUAGUGCAGUGCAGGGUGUGUAUAAUGAAUGUAGUGUGUUUGUAGUGAGUGCAGAGUAUGAAUAAUAAUUGUAGUGUAUUUGUAGUGAGUGCAUAGUGUGUAUAAUGAAUGCAGUGUGUUUUUAGUGAGUGCAGAGUGUGUAUAAUGAAUGUAGUGUAUUUGUAGUGAAUGCAGUGUGUAUAAUAAAUGUAGUGUAUUUGUAGUGAGUGCAGUGUGUAUAAUAAAUGUAGUGUAUUUGUAGUGAGUGCAGUGUGUAUAGUGAAUGUAGUGUUUUUGUAGUGAGUGCAGAGUGUGUAUAAUGAAUGUAGUGUGUUUGUAGUAAGUGCAAAUUGUGUAUAAUGAAUUUAGUGUGUUUGUAGUGAGUGCAGAGUGUGUACAAUGAAUGCAGUGUAUGUAGUGUGUUUGUAAUGAAUGCAGAGUGUGUAUAGUGAAUGUAGUGUGUAGUGAGUGCAGAAUGUGUAUAAUGAAUGCAGAGGGUGUAUAGUGAAUGCAGAGGGUGUAUAGUGAAUGUAGUGUGUUUGUAGUGAGUGUAUAGUGAAUGUAGAGUGUUUGUAGUGAGUGAAGAGUGUGUGUAUAAUGAAUGCAUGUGCGCUGGAUGAUGUGUGUGAGUGCGCUGGAUGAUGUGUGUGAGUGUGCUGGAUGACGUGUGUGUGAGUGCAGGAUGAUGUGUGUGUGUGUGAGUGCUGGAUGAUGGGUGUGUGUGUGCUGGAUGAUGGGUGUGUGUGUGCUGGAUGAUGGGUGUGUGUGUGCUGGAUGAUGGGUGUGUGAGUGCUGGAUGAUGGGUGUGUGUGUGCUGGAUGAUGGGUGUGUGAGUGCUGGAUGAUGGGUGUGUGAGUGCUGGAUGAUGGGUGUGUGUGUGCUGGAUGAUGGGUGUGUGAGUGCUGGAUGACGGGUGUGUGUGCUGGAUGAUGGGUGUGUGUGUGCUGGAUGAUGGGUGUGUGAGUGCUGGAUGAUGGGUGUGUGUGUGCUGGAUGAUGGGUGUGUGAGUGCUGGAUGAUGGGUGGGUGGGGGGGGAGCAUUUUUUUUUAAACUUUAUGUGUAUGUAUAUUUUUUAUUUUAUUCCCCCCUCCCUGCUUCUUACCUUGUCAGGGAGGGGGGAGAUCGCCUGGUGGUCCGGUGGAGGGAGCCAGCCGCUGCACAGAGGGGCCAUCACACGCAGUGUUCCUUCUCCAGCUCUAACUCUCGCGAGACUCGCCUGUGCGGAGCGUUGCCAUGGUAACAGCCGCGGGUCUCGCGAGAGUUAUAGCUGGAGAGGGAACACAGCGUGUGACGGCCCCUCAGUGCAGGUAGCAGGGCCGGUCCUGCAGGACAGGUAACGGGAACGGCGAUCCUGCUUUGGAAAAAGUGCAGGAACGCCGUUCCCAUGCGUUCCUGCAGGACUCGAGCCCUGCUUAUAUGUAACUUAUAUGUUAAGAGUAAGCAAAUUGCAUGUUUCAUUAUUUUUUAUAAUAUAUGUUUUAAUUUUAAUACUUGUACAACACUAGUUCUGAGCUCUUCUGCCUGUUCUCGUGUUCUCUGUUUUUUCUUGAAUUAUAAAUGUCAUGGCACUGGGCUGUGUGUUUUUUCUGCAGAAAUUUACCAGUGAUCCCUGCUUUUAAGUAAGCUACCAAUGUCCAGUUUUUGUUUUUUUCACUGUGACUAUAUAUAUUCAUUUUCAGAUGUGGAAGGCAGCAGUGGGACACAAAGUGAAAGUGGCGGAAGCUGACGGAGAUGAUUGGGAGACAGAUCCAGACUUUGUGGUAAGUUCUGGGCUGCUUCAAUUUUCUACUAGAAUUUGUAAGGUGAUUUUAUACCUUUAAAUUACUAUUUUAGGUACAGUUAUUCUCCUGGUUGUGGAGAAUAAACUCCAUUAAGAUGAUUGUGGCGAAUAUUACCCUGGGCUGGGAAUCUUGGGUUCCGGGGUUACUGUUUAUAUGCAGGUUGGUCAUGGCAACCACCUGAGAAUGUGGAAUGUGGGAAUAUGUUUGAGUUUGGGAGAGGGGUCAUAGCAACUUCAUGGGGAACACCCUUUCUAUGCUUCCCUGUCGCCUCUUAUGUCUAAGUCACUCUGUGCUUAUUGGAGGCACAGCCUGACUAAGCAGUUGUGAGGACUCCAUGCGGCCAGGAGGGCUCCAUGCACCUGGAGAAACCUGGAAAUGCUAUAGAACUGCCAAGUGUACCAAAACUGUGACAUAACCCACUUAAAAUUUAAGUGAACGUAGCACAGACCCCAUGCAACAGGUUAUGUCGCUAUUUUAACGGAUUGGGCAUUUGGGGACAAGUUAUGUGGGGGUUAUGUGUGGGAGGUUACUACUGUUUUUCUUAUUUUGGGGGUUUUCUUUUCCCAUAUGUUCAGGAAUAAUUAUAUUAAGCACCCGUGUGUCUGGGAGUUAGUUGAGUUAACAGUGCUUGAUCUAAUGAACUCCUAGACAGAGAUGCCUGGGGUAGUUACCAUUGUUUUGAUAAGGACCCCAUGCUAAGGGUCUGUGUAUAAAUAUGUGCAGUUGAACCAAAUAAAGUGUCCCUUCAUCAAGUCUUGGCUGAUGUUUAGGUGAGUUGCUAUGAGCUGUUAUAAUUACUGAAGGUGUCCUGCUGGUGAAGAUGGGAUAUUAGUGUUGAUACUUCAAGCUCCAUUAUAAUGAUGGUGUAGCUGUUUCUGCUUUAUCUUUUCUGUAUUCUCCUGAUUGCACUGCCCAAAUUAAUUGCUAGGGUGCCUUCAGGCCCACUUCCAUGCCCACAUGGAAUUCCUCCCAGGAUAAAAGCUCAAUUGGUGGGAAGGGGUGUUGCCUGACCUUAAAACAUACUACGUGGUCACAAAUCUGUCCAAGGUGGCGUCCACAACCUGUGUUGCUCUGUGGAUGAGCCUAGAAAAUAUAGCCAUAUGCUGUGCUGAGAGGAGGAAUUGGGAGCCACUUAUUCCCAGCAAGAAGGGGCCAAUGCCUUGGAACAGACACAAGGCAUUUCCCAAUGCAUCAAACACUGGGAGUCUUAGUGCAAAUUAAUACUGAGAUGGUACCUCACACCCAAAAGGUUGGCUGACGCGUUUCCAGGCAUGCCAUCAUUAUGCUAGCCCUGCAAUUCUGCAGUUGGUUCCUUAAUGCACAACUUCUGGUCCUGUACAGCUCUGGGAAGGUUAACAGAUACAGUCAAAGCAAUAAUUAAAGCAUGUACGGGCUGUCCCUUCCCAUUGACUCUAAGAUAUUUCUUCCCAACAUGAUGCCAGAUAGAGACUCCAGGCUUUAAAUAGUAUUGACAGCUCAUAUCUUAACAGCAUUCAUGAGAUUAGUUGGACAUUGAAAAAGACAGAACCUCCCCCCCCCCCAACCGACACACUGAUACUAAUAAAACAUAAAAUCAGCUUAAUGCUCAAUCAUGAGAUGUCCCACAUUUAAGGGAACAAGCAAUAAGUUCCAUUAUGGGAAGGGUGGCAUCAACACACUCAAAAAUAAGAGCAGAUUGGGAGGACAGGAUGUAGUGGUCAUUGGUGGAUAUCGGAGAGACACUGGAAAACUGUUGUUGCCAAGUCUGGUGUGGAUUUGAUGUCACCAGGUCUUUUUUGAGCUGGUUGUUAUAAUUUAUACUCUAAUUUCCUUUCUGUAUUCCCAUUUUUAUUUGUCAUAAAAAAUAAAAAAAUAUCAAUAAAAUGUACUUUGGAAAAAACUAAUACCUGCAAAAAAAAAUUUAUAUUUCCAAACAGAUGGUUUCUUAAAUCUUCUUUUCUUCAGUCCCCAAAAAGGACAGAAUAAAAUCCAUAUUAUCACAAGUGUUAAAAAAAAAAAACAAGCUAAAAAAAAAAACAGGAUUAAAAAAAUUCUAUUACAAGCCACAAAUGUGGACAUACUAUGUUGUGCUCCCCCUCCCCCACUUUGUUUAGUUAGUCACACCAUGGGGAGAUAGACACAGGAGAUAGACAUAUUCAUAUUGUAUGAAUGAAUGCCAUGGGUAAAGGUACAAGUGCCAGGUUCACAUAGUAUGUUUAAUGCGAAUGGCAGCAAUAUCUGCCAAGUCAGUAGUCCGCUUGUCGCAUGACUAAGGUCUAAAACCUCCCUUUUAAUAAUGUGGGGUCAUAUUGACCCACAUAGAAUUUAAAUGUAUUUCUCUUUAAUGAUUGACAGUUUUAGUCAUUAAAAAGGCAGAUAAAUGUGCACAUUUAUCUAAGGAUUUUUCUUGAGCAGCUGACCUGUUUAUUGGGUUCAGCUGCUAGACUUUUACCUGGCAUUAAAUCCAGUCAAAAUUAAAUUAUCAAUCAUUUUUGCCUGGGUUUUGCCGAUAGAAUGUGUAGUGGAGCUUAGUACUCUGUCUACAGUUUUCUUGCAGGAAAAAAGUCACGAUUUAGUGUUUAUACCUCUCCUUGCACAGGUGUCAUUCCCCCAAGUAGUGUCCAAAAAGUGCCCAGAUUGGAUGUGCCUAGCCUGAGAAAUCAUCUGUAAUGGUAGACACCGUCACUGGGUGCUGGUGAUGGACACUUUAUGUAAGUCCCCAGAUUGCUCUUGUGUUUUAGCCACCCUGUAUUUAGUCACCCUAUAAUGCCGGGCACACAGGGGAGCCACAAGUUAUUUUCCCGGUGCUAUGAUGAUAGCACAGGGAACUGUGCCUUCCUCUCCCCUGCUGGCUCUGCAGGACCGGAGGGGAGAUCAGAGAUCUCCCUCUCCGUCCCGCUAGCACUUUGCUAACAGCCGUCAGGGGAGGGAGGGAGAGAGGACCCGGGGGAGCUCUAACUUCCAGCUCCACCGGAUUCUCCUCUCGUGAGCUCAUAGUUGCCGUGGUUACCACAGCAACGCUCCAAGUCUCGCGUGAGUGAACUCUAGCAGAUCCUGAGGCUGCUAGAGUUCACUGUCACCACCAGGGAUUGCCAGGCAAAGGUAAGCAGGGAGGAAGGACAUUAAUUAAUUUGCCCUCCUACCCCCACAGACUCCACACCACACAAUAGCUCCCCCAUACACACACACUGCCCCCCCAUACACACACACUGUACCCCUCACACAACCUGCCCCCCCUCACACACACUGUAACCCUCCACACACACACACACACACACACUUUGUACCCCUCAUUCAUAAACUGCCCCCCAUACACACACGCACAAUGUAUCCCCCAUAUGCACUGUACCCCUCACACACACUGCACCCCUUCACACACACACACACACACUGCACCCCUCACACAAACACUACAGCCCAUAUCCCGGCAGACCCCAGGUAAGUUGUCCUGUUCUUAAACAGUUUGACUACUUACCCUGGGAGGGCACUAUAACCACUACAAUGUAAUGUAGUGGUUAUUGUGCCUGGAUUGUUUCUUUAAAUAAUCUACCAGUGCCACUCUCAAGAUUAGGGGCCCAAUAUAUGCCACAGCACUGUACAUAUAUACAAUCUAGAAUUUUUUUUUUUUUAAUUGGGGUGCAUUGGAAAAAUAUUAAAAUAGUAAUGGCGCCUUGAACUUAAAAAGUUUGGGAACCACUGGUAUAAUGUAUUUGUUAGUUAUUGGUUACUGGGGAUACAAAGCAGCCCUGGAAAAAAAAUCUAUGCCAGCCCCAUAAGUCAUUGCGCCAUAUAUUGCCGUAUGUAAUAUGUAAGGCAAUGUCUUGCCACCCCAGAUGGUUGAGUAAUUAUAUUUAUAUAUAUAUAUAUAUACAUAUAUAUAUAUUGCUUUUUCUAACAUAUAAUAUUGGUCCUUUUAGAGUAAAACAUUAAAUUAUACAUUAAGCAUACUCACAUGCAGUGUUUACAAUGCUUCCUAGUGACACCUCUAGUGACAGUCACUCAGACAGUCACUAGAGGUGCUUCCUGUGUCAAUGCUGCACAGUGUGAUUGCACAGUGUGCAGCACCUACUAUCAGGGCCUUUGCAGCCAAUCCUAUGGCAGAGCAUCGGAUUGGCUCAGAUCAUCACGCUUGAUGAUUUCAGCCAUAGAGGCAGGGUCAGUCGAGGGGAGACCAGCACGGCAUGGGGAGAAAAAAAAAAGAUGAGUAAAAACACUUUUUAAAUAAACACAGACACACAGAUGCACCAUGACACAGACACAGACACACACACCAUGACACAAACACAGACACACACACCAUGACACAGACACAAAAUGACACAGACACACACACCAUGACACAUACACACACACAAUGACACACACACCAUGACACAGACACACAAUGACACAGACACACACACCAUGACACAUACACACACCAUGACACAGACACACACACACAUACACUCACACUGACAGAAUUACACAUAUUACCUGUGGGUGACCGGCUGGGUGGGCUAGUGUCCGCAGGGGGAGGUCUGCUGGCGGGCGCUGACUGGGGGAGGUGGCUGUUCUGUCUCUGCUCCCCCGCCCUCACGCGCAGAUUAAUAAGACCGGGGCCAUCAUUAUGACGUCAUAUUCUGGCCCCGGUCUCAUUAAGCUGCGCGCUGAGGAGCAGAGACAGAACAGCCACCUCCCCCAGCAGCCGCCAGCAGACCCAGGUGUCUGCCCGGCCCCAGGUGCCGACGGCCCACCGGGAAAUUUCCCGGUAUCCUGGUGGGCCAGUCUGGCCCUGGCUGCAGUCACACUAAUGUAAAACAGAAUGGAUGUUAAUUAGGUUAUUGUAUGAUUGUGAACCUGUUAUUGUGCCAUGCUUCUUGGUGUCCAGCAGGUAAUUCAAUUAUUGUGACUGAAACUAAUUAUAUCCUGGACACCAAGACUCUGGGCAGGGACUUACAUUGUUUUAAGUGACGACUUCCUGUGGGGAAUGUGCCUAUAAAUACCUGUGUUGUAUUCAAUAAAGUCAGUUCUAAUUCACCCUUCACUAAGUCUUGGCUAGUGUUUGGGUGGAACAACUAUACACUCUGCAAGAGAGCCUAAUCACAUUGGAGCUAUAUCAAAACUGUCCAGGCCCCAGGGAGAGUGCGCAGCUUAGCGGACAGGGGCACAUGUAUGAGUGUGGGAUGGAUGAUGCAUGGCUGGCUGUAUUCUACAUGUAUGAAUGUGGGAUGGAUGGUGCAUGAUUGGCUAUGUGCUACGUCUGGGAGUGUGAGAUGUGAGGAAGUGGGUGGUGAAAAAACAGACUGACCUCAGUGCCACUUAGGAGCUGGGCCAGCAACAAGUUUCCUGGGAUCCUCCUCCUGGGUGCUGUUGCUGGAUCCGUCCACCAGAUGGCGCCUGGAGCUGUGGUGAAUAUGGAUACUGCUGUUCAUGCCAUGGAAUCCUCUUCACAGGUUGCUGCUGCUGCUCUGGUGCUGCCAGCGUGUCCUGGGGCACCGCCAGGUGAGUCACAUGUUCCUGCGCUUGCUGGGGCGUCCACGCUGGGUGGGUUCAUGUUGGGUCUGCGGGAGCUUUUUUCCCAGUGGGAGCGAGGGGCGCUAGUGCAGGGAUCCCAUGGGUUGGAUGGUCAGCUGCGUUCUGUGUGGUCCCCUCCAUUGCCACAGGCGGGUUCAGCUGUGGGAGGGGGCGCGGGUGCAGUUCCUGGCGCGGUGGUUAGCGUUUAUGCCACGGCCACAGGGGGGGUGGUGACGGAGGGGUGCUGGAUAGUACAGCAGGCAUUGCCGACGUGGCUAGGGGGGCAGCAUAUAUGUGCUGGUCAGGUCCCCUUGGCUUGCAUCUAAAGCCUGAGGUCAGGGACAAGAUCUGGAAAGGGGAAUUCGUGGAGAUAUUUUCCCUGUUGCCCUUGGAGGACGCACCUCCUCUGGGGGACAAGGAGGGAAAAGAGUCAGACAAGGGUAGGGAGAAGUUCCGUUACAGGAAGAUUCCGAAAACUUUCGGGAACUGGGUGCGGGCGUUUUCCAUUUUGGCGAGCGUGAUUGGGGAAAAGGCUCCCCAGCACUGCUCAGCGCUCUUUUACUAUCAGGACACCAUUUGGAACGCGUGUCGGACCUAUGGCGGCCUGGGUUGGUGGCGCUAUGACGAACAAUUUCGUCAGCGGCUCGCUGUCCACCCCUCUAUCUCGUGGGAUCAGAUGGACAUUGGCCUGUGGCUGUUCAUCAUGACUCGCCCAGCGGCGCACCAAGGGGGGACAUCCUCCUUUCUUGGGGGAAGGGGCGGUGGGGGGGCGGUGGGGGGGCGGUCCUGCCCCAUCGGCCUCACACAGGCGGCCAGGCUGUUGUUGGAAGUUCAACGACAGCGAGUGCAAGUGGGGAGCAACAUGUUGUUUUAAGCACGAAUGCUCCCAUUGCUGGGGUGCCCACUCGGCAUCCCGCUACUUUAAGUGGGGUAAGUCUGGGGACAAAGGCGACGUGGGGACUAAGGGCGAAGACCGUUAUAGGAACCGCUGGGCCACGGGGUUGCUGCUGGAGGCGUUUACCCAGGGGUUUUGGAUUCCCUUCUCGGAGCGCCCCUCCUCCGGGGCAGUCAGGAACUUGAAGUCGGUGUUUGAUUUUCCUGAUGUGGUCCUCGAAAAGCUCCGGAAGGAGGUUUCACUAGGGUGGAUGGCGGGGCCGUUUGAGGCCCCUCCAUUGUCCAACUUGCGGGUAUCUCCCUUGCGGGUGGUGCCCAAGAACGAGGCGGGGAAAUAAGACUGUGGGGCCGGUAACGGGCCUUAGCUUCCUGGGCAUCGAGAUUGAUUCAGUGGCCUUGGAGUGCCGGCUGCCCCUAGACAAGGUGGAAGGGUUGUGCCGGGACGUGGCGGUAGCACAGGGCUUGCGGAAGAUACAGUUAUGCCAGCUGCAAUCGCUUUUGGGGAAGUUGAACUUCGCAUGCAGGAUCAUGCCCAUGGGGCGGAUUUUUAGCAGGCGCCUAGCGGCCGCGACCGCUGGGGUGGCAAGGCCUCUGCACUACAUUAGACUCACGAGGCAGUUACAGGAUGAUUUGGACGUCUGGGGUACGUUAUUGGCGGAUUAUAAUGGGAGGUCAUAUAGGCAAGCCCAGAAGUGUCCAGUGUGGAUCUCCACCUCUAUACGGACGCGGCGGGUUCCGUAGGCUUUGGGGCGAUUCUGGGGUCGCGCUUGUGCGCUGACACUUGGCCUGGGGACUGGUACGCCUCUGGCCUGACUAAAAAUCUGGCUUUCCUUGAACUUUUCCCCAUUGUGGUGGCUUUGGAGCUCUGAGGUCUGGACUUGCGGGAUCGGCGGGUUGUCUUUCACUGUGACAACCUGGGGGUCGUGCAGGCGAUUAACCAGCUCUCUGCCUCCUCCCCGCUGGUGGUUCGUUUUCCUCCAGCGCCUGGUGCUACGGUGCUUGUGCCUUAACGUGUCUUGUAGGGCGCUGCAUGUUCCGGGGGUUCACAAUGUAAUUGCGGAUGCGCUCUCUCGUUCGCAGUGGUCGGAGUUUCGGGCAGCUGCGCCCCAUGCGGACGAGGAUGGGUGCUGGUGUCCGGUGGAAUUAUGGUCCCUGGGCUCGACGGGCUGAUGGACCUGGUUCGAGGGUCUGUAUCGAGUUCAACUUGGGCCAAAUACUCGAAGGUAUGGGCGGAAUGGCUCGAGUGGGAGACAGGUCUGGGGGUUUUCCAGGAUACGCCCGCUCGAUUGCAGGGUUUCUUGCGGCUAUUGAACACUUGGGUGUCGGCGGGCAUGUCGCCUUCGGCAGUGUCCUCGCGCCUGGCUGGGCUGAGUUUUUUCUUUAAGCUGCAAGGGUGGGGGGACGUGACCAAGGAGUUUGUGGUGAGGCAGGUGGUUAAGGGGCUGCGUAGGGGUCGGGUUACGGUGGAUACCCAGAGGCCGGUGUCGGGGGUGCUCCUGGCGCAGUUGUGCCACGUGCUCCCGCAGGUGUGCUUCUCGGACUUCGAGGUGCGGCUUUUUCGCUUGGCCUUUUCGUUUGCUUUCUUUGGGGCCAUGAGAAUUGGGGAGUUGGUGUGUCCAAGCAGGGUGACCAUUGGGGGAAUCCUCUUCUCAGAUGUCAGGGACGGGCCGGACUGAGUCUCCUUUAAGAUUCGCCGCUCCAAGACGGACGUGUUUGGUAAAGGUAAGUGGGUUCAGCUGGCAGCUGCCCCAGGAUUGGCCACCUGCCCGGUUCUGUCCUUCCGGUGUUUUUGCGCAGUUCGCCCUGCACUGGCUGGCCCCCUGUUAGUGCACGAGGAUGGGAGCUUCCUCUCCCAUUUUCAGUUUGUCAGGGUGUUUCGGCUGGGGUUGGCUGCAUUGGGCGUGGAGGGUGCGGAGUUUGGAGGGCACUCCUUCCGAAUUGGCGCAGCGACGGAGGCUUCUCGGCUGGGGAUGCCGGUUCAGGAGGUACAGCGAAUAGGGAGGUGGGAAUCCAGGAGGUUUGUCUCUUAUGUACGUCCUGCUGGUCUCCUGAGCUAGACUGUUUGUUUUCCUCCCCAGGUCAGGUCCCCUACAAGGUCUGGUUGAUUGGCCACUCCUAUAUCCACUGGGCGAGGCGGAGAGCGGCAGUCCAGCCAGGGGGAGAGCUUUCUCGGUCUCAUGCCAGUAACUGCGGAGGUACGGUGGUUCGGGGUCAGAGGCAUGAGGUGGGUCCGACUCCUCUCUGACUUGGUCAGGCUUUCCCGCUUGCUUGGGGCUCCAUCGGUUUUGAUUAUCCGUCUGGGGGGUAACGAUCUGGGGACCGUGCCUGUGGGGGGCCUGGUUGACAUGAUCAGGAGGGAUUUGUCCCAGAUCUUGAUCUUGUUCCCCGACGUAUCCUUGAUUUGGUCGGAGGUAGUGGCGAGGAAUUUUUGGCAGCAGGCCCACAGCCAGAGUGCGCUGGAGCGCAGCCGCAAGAAGUUUAAUCGGCGGGUUGCGAAGUUUGUAACGGGGGUUGGGGGAAUCUCGAUACGGCACCAGGUUUUUGAAAAAGAUGCGGCACAUUUUUUUUCCGACCAGAUGGGGUGCAUCUGACAGAGGUCGGGCUCGACCUGUUUAACUUGGCACUUCAAGAAGCUUUGGAACAGGCCAUGGGGGGUUUCGGUGGGGGCCCCCGCUGAUUUUAGGCUUAAAACAGCGGUGUUUGUGGCGGGGCAUGUCCUUGCCAAAUGAGGGAUGGUAGAUUAGAUGAAAAGGGGGAUAAUGGCCGGGUCUCAUCCUCCCCCUUUCUCUUAUGGUGAACCUGGAGGAGGUACCAGGUUGGACAUGUCCCCACUGGGUUGUAAGUCGACCAGUGGGGAGCAUUAUGGUUGGGCCCCACCGAGCGGAAGAUCGGCUGGUGGGGAGCCCUGAAAAGGAAGAGGUUUUAUUAUGCCGAGGGGGGGAGGUGAGAGCCUUGGGGAAGUUAGAUUGGCAAGGACGGUUUUCUUGAUUACUGUAUAAAAAGUGUUUAUGUUAAUUUAUUAUGUUAUUUGUUUAAGGAGUUAUACAGUAUUUGGUGAUGUUAAUAAAUGCUGUGGCCUGUUUUUCCCAAGAAGUUGUCUGUCGUUAUUUGAAGGGGUAAGUUAUGGUUCUUAUGAGGGGAAUGCUAUCCGAUGCCAACUACAUACAUACAAGGCCCCAGGGAGAGUGCGCAGCUUAGCGGACAGGGGCACAUGCAUGAGUGUGGGAUGGAUGAUGCAUGGUUGGCUGUAUUUUACAUGUAUGAGUGUGGGAUGGAUGGUGCAUGAUUGGCUAUGUGCUACGUGUGGGAGUGUGAGAUGUGAGGAAGUGGGUGGUGACAAAACAGACUGACCUCAGUGCCACUUAGGAGCCGGGCCAGCAACAAGUUUCCCGCCCACCCUCCCUUUGCUGCUUUGGGCCCGGGUGGUUGUCACAGCGAGGCGGGGCAUGUCCUUGCCAAAUAAGGGAUGGUAGAUUAGAUAAAAAGGGGAAUAAUGGCCGGGUCUCAUCCUCCCCCUGUCUCUUAUGGUGAACCUGGAGGAGGUACCAGGUUGGACGUGUCCCCACUGGGUUGUAAGUCGACCGGUGGGGAGCAUUAUGGUUUUGCCCCACCGAGCGGAAAAUCGUCUGGUGGGGAGCCCUGAAAAGGAAGAGGUUUUAUUAUGCCGAGGGGGGGAGGUGAGAGCCUUGGGGAAGUUAGAUUGGCAAGGACGGUUUUCUUGAUUACUGUAUAAAAAGUGUUUAUGUUAAUUUAUUAUGUUAUUUGUUUAAGGAGUUAUACAGUAUGUGGUGAUGUUAAUAAAUGCUGUGGCCUGUUUUUCCCAAGAAGUUGUCUGUCGUUAUUUGAAGGGGUAAGUUAUGGUUCUUAUGAGGGGAAUGCUAUCCAAUGCCCACUACGUACAUACAAGUGCAGUCACAGCACUAGGCUAUGUAAGUGACAUUUAGAGAUACCCUUGCACAGGCAAAUUGGAUUUUUAACACUAACCUUUGUGGCUUAAAAGAAAGGGAACGCAAUAUGUGACAACAUAGUUCCUACUCUAGUAAUACAGAAAUAUAUGUUGUAAGAGAUAUGGAUACCAGGUGACCACACAAGCCACACAGGUUUUGCAACACAGGAAAUGUAGCAAAUAACAGAGCCCAGCAUGGUAUUAAAUAUGAGAUGCAAUAUGAAGAACAAAUGUUAGGCUGGUUACUGGCAAUCCAAUCUCAGGCUGGCUACUGGCAAUCCAAUCUCAGGCUGGCUACUGGCAAUCUCAGGCUGGCUGCUUGCACUCUCAGGUUGGCUACUGGCAAUCUCAAGCUGGGGGCUGGCAAGUCCUUCAGGUCAAUUUGCAUAUAUUUUUUUUCCAACAGCACUGCUGAUGAUCUUUCCUGCUGGUUGUUCAACAUGCAAGAUAUCCCUACAUGCAACAUUGCCACAUACUGCUGGCCUAGAUGGCAGCACCAAUCUUUAAUUUAGGCAGGACUUUAGCAUGGCUGUCACACAGACUCCUUUUUUGUGGGUACAAAUGUUUUGUAACUAAGGAUUCUUGGUAUACAAAUGAUGUAUUUGUUGUAUUUGUAAUCCCUUCUGAACAGAAAGUUUCCUGUUCCUGAUUUAAGCUCACUUACCACCUACAUUGGCAAACUUAAAGCAGAAGUAAAUCUAUUAUCUCACUUUUCGGAAAACGUCUAAAUAUUUCUAUACUCUGAGAUGUUGAUUUUACAUGUCUGUAUUACUAUUUGUUCUACAUAUAUUGAAGUAAAAACAGUUGUCGACUGUCCACUGGAAUUUGAGGGUAUUUAUAGAAAUAAAACCAUGGGAUUCAUUAGAAGUAUAUAGAUAAUACAUUAAAACUAUUAAAUAAACCAGAUGCAUUCAGAGAUCCUAAAAAUGCACAAUAGAGAGAAGCUGUCAGAAUCUUCAAGUAGACCCUUCUGAUCUUGUCCCAUAAUCCCUAAUCCAGAAAAGGUUUAUUGUAUAUGUGGUUUAUCAUGCAGCUACUUAUUGCAUAUGAUCAGUGGAACUGCUCAGUUACCUUAAAGAAACCAUACUAAGGCCACUGUCAAUGUAAACUUAACAGUUCACAGUUUUGCAAACAAGGCUGUGUACUGUGAAAGAGAGAGUGAGAGAGAGAGAGAGAGAGAGAGUGUGUGUGUGUGUGUGUGUGUGUGUUUAACCCCUUGUGUACCUUGGUAUACUGGUUUAUUUUCCAAUGCACUACUUACCUAUAAAGGGUUAUCAUAAGUGCUACAAAUAAGUCAAAUUAAUAAAGCGUCUAUAUUAAUAUUUUAAGCUCCUGUCUGGAUAAUCCAAUGGUUAUCCAUUAUCUAUACUAGGUAGAAGAGUACCCUUACAUGGUUAGUAUAUUUCACUAGCACUGGGUAUAUAUGUGGUUUGUGUAUGUAUUGGUGCAUGCAGAGUGGACUUUAAUACCAUUUACCUCGGAUACUGAUUACACUUUUACAGUUUUUACAUCAUCCACUUUAUUGUGGAUUAGGUGAAUCUUUCCUGUGUUAUCUUUUCAUGUGACAACACUGAAGAAAUGACUCUGCUACAAUGUAAAGUAGUAAGUGUACAGCCUGUAUAACAGUGUAUAUUUUCUGUCCCCUCGAAAUAACUCAACACACAGCCAUUGAUGUCUAAACCGUUGACAACAAGUGAGUACACCCCUAAGUGAAAAUGUCCAAAUUGGGCCCAAAGUGUCAAUAUUUUGUGUGGCCACCAUUAUUUUCCAGCACUGCUUUAACCCUCAUGGGCAUGGAGUUAACCAGUGCUUCACAGGUUGCCACUGGAGUCCUCUUCCACUGCUCCAUAACGACCUCAUGGAGCUGGUAGAUAUUAGAGACCUUGCACUCCCCCACCUUCCAUUUGAGGAUACCCCACAUUUGCUCAAUAGGGAUUAGAGUCUAGAGACAUGCUUAGCUUGUCUUUCACCUUUACCUUCAGCUUUUUUAGCAAGGCAGUGGUCAUCUUGGAGGUGUGUCCCUCAAUGAACUGUAGCUCCACAGUGCCGGCAGCACUCAUGCAGGCCCAGACCAUGACACUCCCACCACCAUGCUUUAUUGUAGGCAAGACACACUUGUCUUUGUACUCCUCACCUGGUUGCCGCCAAGCAAGCUUGACACCAUCUGAACCAAAUAAGUUUAUCUUGGUUUCAUCGGACCACAGGACAUGGUUCCAGUAAUCCAUGUCCUUAGUCUGCUUGUUUUCAGCAAACUGUUUGCAGGCUUUCUUGUGUAUCAUCUUUAGAAGAGGCUUCCUUCUUGGACGACAACCAUGCAGACCAAUUUGAUGCAGUGUGCGGUGUAUGGUCUGAGCACUGACAGGCUGUCCCUCCCACCCCUUCAACCUCUGCAGCAAUGUCUGCUUCCCAAAGACAACCUCUGGAUAUGAUGCUGAGUACGUGCACUCAACUUUAUUGGCGAGGCGUGCUUUGAGUGGAACCUGUCCUGUGAAACCGCUGUAUGGUCUUGUCCAUUGUGCUGCAGCUCAGUUUCAGGGUCUUGGCAAUCUUUUUAUAGCCUUCUUAUAGCCUAGGCCAUGUUUAUGUAGAGCAACAAUUCUUUUUCAGAUUCUCAGAGAGUUCUUUGCCAUGAGGUGCCAUGUUGAACUUCCAGUGACCAGUAUGAGAGAGUGUGAGAGCGAUAACAGAAAAUCUAACACACCUGCUCCCCAUUCACACCUGAGACCUUGUAACACUAACAUGUCACAUGACACUGGAGAGGGAAAAUUUCUAAUUGGACCCAAUUUGGACAUUUCCACUUGGGGUAUACUCACUUUUGUUGCCAACGGUUUAGACAUUAAUGGUUGUGUGUUGAGUUAUUUUGAGGGGACAACAAAUUUACACUGUUAUACAGGCUUUACAUUGUAGCAGAGUGUAAUUUCUUAAGUGUUGUCACAUCAAAGAAUCAAUAAGAAAAUAAGCUACAAAAUUGCUGAGCGAAGAGGGAAAUACCACAGGCAAAACAAAAAUUAUACCCCCUUUAUCAAGGGAGCAUGCAUGACAUCAAACCACACUAUGUAUUAAUUCAGUUUGACUCCUUGUUAGAUAUGAUAUGCAAUGUAACCUUCUCCAUAGAAUGAUGUCUCAGAAGAGGAGCAGCGUUGGGGAGCCAAAACAAUAGAGGGUUCAGGACGUCCUCAACAUGUAGAGUGAGUUGUUUUUUUGUACAUAUGUGUGAUAUGUGAACUCAUGUACAUGGCCAGUCAAAUGUUUUACAGGUGUUGAAUUGUGAACACUUUAAUCACUUGAAGCCCUUGUACAUGGUAUGCCAACGGUAAUGUAAAAUUGGCAUUAUCUCCGAUGAUUAUUGGGAGUUGAUCCCCAUAUUUAAAACACUAUAAUAAACCUUGCAAAUAAAUAAAAGAGUUUAGAAAAUACAAAUACAUAAUAGUUCCUCUCCAUUGAGCUGCCAGAUCAAGAGGGUGUUCAUCUACUACUUCCAUUGUUCUCAGUGGAAUUCCUGAGCCUAUCCUGUGAGUUAUUUAUUAGAUAUGUAACAAAUCCUUGGACAGUAGUUUCACUUAUGAAUAUACGAGGAUGAAACCACUGCAUAAUCUAAUAGAAGGUAGAAAUUGCAUAUGAAUUUGUAUCUAAUAAGCCUAAUCUUUUCAUUUGAGUGUCCAUCAAAGAAUGAGUUUUCAAGCCAUAUUCAGCAAAUACAUUUUCUCCUGUAUCAUUUUCUGUCAUUAUCUUGCUUACACUCUCAUUAUUUGCCAUAUCAAGCAUAAGCAAACUGAGAAGCAAUGUAUUCAAGGAGCAUGAGCAUCUGAAGAAAAAAGAGCUUCAGGAUGGACCCCAGGCAUCGUACGGAUAUGGUGGACAGUUUGGGACAGAGAAUGACAGAAUGGACAAGGUACAUCUAACAUUAAGAAGUUAAAAUGUUGCAAGAUAGCAAUUACAAUUAAAUAAGUAUUCAUUGCUACUAAAUCUUCUUUCUUCUCCUUCGAAGCCAUGUUCUUAUGUAGAUAGAUGAUAACUUGCAAAUGAGAUUAACAGGUAUUUCUUAUUGGUACUUUUUCUUCCUAGAGUGCUUUGGGCCAUGAUUACAAGGCAGACAUACAGAUGCAUUCCUCACAGACAGACGCAGCCAAGGGUUUUGGUGGAAAAUAUGGUGUGCAGAAGGAUCGGACUGACAAAGUAAGUGACUGAAAAAGCAAAACAUUGGGGUAGUUAUGUUGUGUAAAAAUCUUACUAAAAUCCCUUUGAACUCCAAGUUGUAACAGUGCAAAAUGUGGACGUGUCCAAUGGCGGGAAAUACUCAUGCAAGGAGAUUAAUUUAUGAGAUUAACUCACUUGAAGAAAUAUUCCACCUGGGGCUCUCUGCAGUACAAGGCUAUAUAUAUAUAUAUAUAUAUAUACACACAUACACACACACACUGCUCAAAAAAAUAAAGGGAACACUUAAACAACUCCAAGUCAAUCACACUUCGGUGAAAUCAAACUGUCCACUUAGUAAGCAACACUGAGUGACAAUUUCACAUGCUGUUGUGCAAAUGGGAUAGACAACAGGUGGAAAUUAUAGGCAAUUAGCAAGACACCCCCAAUAAAGGAGUGGUUCUGCAGGUGGUGACCACAGACCACUUCUCAGUUCAUAUGCUUCCUGGCUGAUGUUUUGGUCACUUUUGAAUGCUGGAGGUGCUUUCACUCUAGUGGUAGCCUGAGACAGAGUCUACAACCCACACAAGUGGCUCAGGUAGUGCAGCUCAUCCAGGAUGGCACAUCAAUGCGAGCUGUGGCAUGAAGGUUGGCUGUGUCUGUCAGCGUAGUGUCCAGAACAUGGAGGCACUACCAGGAGACAGGCCAGUACAUCAGGAGAUGUGGAGGAGGUCGUAGGAGGGCAACAACCCAUCAGCAGGACCGCUACCUCUGCCUUUGUGCACUGCCAGAGCCCUGCAUGAGGGUGGUAUGAGGGCCUGAUGUCCACAGGUGGGGGUUGUGCUUACAGCCCAACACUGUGCAGGACGUUUGGCAUUUACCAGAGAACACCAAGAUUGGCAAAUUCACCACUGGCACCCUGUGCUCUUUACAGAUGAAAGCAGGUUCAUACUGAGCACAUGUGACAGACGUAACAGAGUCUGGAGACGCCGUGGAGAACGUUCUGCUGCCUGCAACAUCCUCCAUCAUGACCGGUUUGGCAGUGGAUCAGUAAUGGUGUGGGGUGGCAAUUCCUCCCCUCCAUGUGCUCUCCAGAGGUAGCCUGACUGCCAUUAGGUACCGAGAUGAGAUCCUCAGACCCCUUGUGAGACCAUAUGUUGGUGCGGUUGGCCCUGGGUUCCUCCUAAUGCAAGACAAUGCUAGACCUCAUGUGGCUGGAGUGUGUCAGCAGUUCCUGCAAGACAAAGGCAUUGAUGCUAUGGACUGGCCCACCCAUUCCCCAGACCUGAAUCCAAUUGAGCACAUCUGGGACAUCAUGUCUCGCUCCAUCCACCAACGUCACGUUGCACCACAGACUGUCCAGGAGUUGGCAGAUGCUUUAGUCCAGGUCUGGGAGGAGAUCCCUCAGGAGACCAUCCGCCACCUCAUCAGGAGCAUGCACAGGCGUUGUAGGGAGGUCAUACAGGCACAUGGAGGCCACACACACUACUGAGCCUCAUUUUGACUUGUUUUAAGGACAUUACAUCAAAGUUGGAUCAGCCUGUAGUGUAUUUUUCCACUUUAAUUUUGAGUGUGACUCCAAAUCCAGACCUCCAUGGGUUGAAAAGUUUGAUUUCCAUUUAUUAAUUUUUGUGUGAUUUUGUUGUCAGCACAUUCAACUAUGUAAAGAACAAAGUAUUUCAGAAGAAUAUUUAAUUCAUUCAGAUGUAUGAUGUGUUAUUUUUGUGUUUCCUUUAUUUUUUUUGAGCUAUAUAUAUGUAUAUAUAUAUAUAUAUAUAUAUUUAGCCUUGUACUGCAGAGAGCCCCAGGUGGAAUAUUUUCCCCAAGUAAGUGAGUUAAUCUCAUAAUUUCACUUUUAAAGUAGGACCUGCCAAGAAUUGGGGUUCAUUGACGUUGUGGCAGACUUAUGCAAUGUAUGAUCAUAUAAUGUAACUAAACCCUCUUGAUUUUUGCCUAGAUUAGGUGUUUUUAAAAAACGAAUAAAAUCUGUCAGCAUUGAAGUUGCUGUUUAGCAGAUAAGUGAGUGCACUGGAUCUUGUGUAUUGUAAAAAAGUAUUUGAUCCCCUGCUGAUGUUGAACAUUUGCCCACUGACAAAGAAAUGAUCAAUCUAUAAUUUUAACGGUAGGUGUAUUUUAACAAUGAGAGACAGAAUAAAAAUAAAAAUAAAAAAUCCAGAAAACACAUGUCAAAAAAGUUAUAAAUUGAUUUGCAAGUCAAUGAGUAAAUUAACUAUUUGACCCCUUCGACUUAGUACUUGGUAGCAAAACCCUUGUUGGCAAUCACAGUGGUUAGACUUUUCUUGUAGUUGGCCACCAGGUUUGCACACAUCUCAGGAGGGAUUUUGUCCCACUCCUCUUUGCAGAUCCUCUCCAAGUCAUUAAGGUUUUGAGGAUGAAGUUUGGCAACUCAAACCUUCAGCUCACUCCACAGAUUUGUUAUGGGAUUAAGGUCUGGACCUUAAUGUCCUUCUUCUUGAGCCACUCCUUUGUUGCCUUGGCUGUGUGUUAUGGGUCAUUGUCAUGCUGCAAUACCCAUCCACAACCCAUUUUCAAUGCCCUGGCUGAGGGAAGGAGGUUCUCACCCAAGAUUUGCUGGUACAUGGCCCCGUCCAUCCUCCAUUUGAUGUGGUGCAGUUGAGCAUUGUGUUCUUGCAGUCAUAGGCAGCAUUCCUCAUCCUCCUCCAAACACAGCAAGUUUAAUUUAAUGCCAAAGAGCUUGAUUUUGGUCUCAUCUGACCACAACACUUCCACCCAGUUCUUCUCUGAAUCAUUAAUAUGUUAAUUGGCAAACUUCAGACAGAUCUGCACAUGUGCUUCUUGAGCAGGGGGACCUUGCAGGUGCUGCAGGAUUUCAGUCCUUCACAGCGUAGUGUUACCAAUUGUUUUCUUGGUGACUAUGGUCCCAGCUGCCUUGAGAUCAUUAACAAGAUCCUGGGCUGAAUUUUCAUUGUUCUCAUGAUCAAUGAAACUCCACGAGAUGAGAUCUUGCAUGGAGCACCAGCCCGAGGGAGACUGACAGUUAUGUUGUGUUUCUUCAGUUUGUGAAUAAUCGCACCAACUGUUGUCACCUUCUCACCAAGCUGCUUGGCGAUGGUCUUUUAGCCCAUUCCAGUCUUGUGACAGCUGUUUGGUCUUGGCCAUGGUGGAGAGUUUGGAAUCUGAUUGGUUGAUUGCUUCUGUGGAUAGGGGUCUUUUAUACAGGUAUUGAUGUGAGAUUAGGAGCACUCCCUUUAAGACAGUGCUCCUAAUCUCAGCUCGUUACCUGUAUUCAAGACACCUGGGAGCCAGAAAUCCUGCCGAUUGAUCGGGAAUCAAAUACUUAUUUCACUCAUUGACAUGCAAAUUAAUUUAUAACUUUUUUGACAUUCGUUUUUAUAGAUUUCUUUUUUGUUAUUCUGUCUCUCACUGUUAAAAUACACCUGCCAUCAAAAUUAUAGGCUGAUCAUUCCUUUGUGAGUGGAGAAACGUUGAAAAUCAGCAGGGGAUUAAAUUCUGCACUCACUGUGUCUUCCAAUGACUGCCUGGUGCUAGUUGGCUAAAUAUAGAAGGAUAAAGUAGAUAGCACUCCACGGUCUUUUUCAUCGAUAAGAAAUAACUUUUAUUGCUCCAAGUUAAAAAUCAGCGUUUCAGUCUGCAAAUUCAGACUUUCAUCAGGACAAGGUUAGCCAGUGAAACAUGCACACAUAUAUACCCACAACACUAAACAAUAACCAAUUAACUUACUUCAUCUGGGUGAAGGCACCCCUCCACGAGCGACCCGGUCCAUUUCCGCGCCAAAAUGCCUAUCAAGUCAUAAUGACAUCAUCGCACGAGCGUCAGUUGCAUCCCCGGCCGCUCGUCAGGGGUAGCCAUAGCAACCAGACGCCAGUGCGACUCAUAAAAAUAGCUGAGGCUGCCUGAAGACAUGCCCCUUCUCUUAGUGAAUAGCUAAACAUAUACACUACAAAAGUAAAAGGCUGGAGAGCAGGGUAUAGAACAAGAAGCUUGGUCUUUACAGCAUGGUAGUUCAUACUCUCGGUGAGCAACCCAAUAAAUCCAAAAUAAUCAAAGCAGGAUCACUAAAAGGACCAAGUGAUUCUACUGCUAUUCAGAAAAGCUAAACACCAACAUCUUGUGUGCCUCUGGGAACCAACCUAAAACUACACAUGACUAUGUAUACAAUGUCUAAAUAACUCCACACAAAUUUUGUGUCCUCAAGCUCUAUAUACAUACUUAUCAAGGGAUAAUACUGCUACCAAAAGGUUACAAUGUGAGACUGAUGUUAAUGAUGCUAUGUUCUAAAAACAGGCUACUUACAUACACCUUAGGGACAGAUAUCUAUCUGAAUCCCACUGAGUUCACCAUUAUUGUGUAACCAGGCACAAUCUCCAUAAACAAAGAAAGGUAGAAAGCAUAUAUUAAAACCUACAUGCAAAUAGGACUGUCCUAACAGGACUGGAUAACAUAUAAAGUCCCAACCGCAAACACAUCAUAUAAAACAAUAAACUACAACAUAAGUCAAAAUUCCUCCACAAACGUCACAAUUUGGAUAUAACUCCCAAUCAGUAAGUAUCGGCUACAACCCCUUUCCUAUCCCCCUGGGUGGGUAGUGGGUUGCCAAUCAAAGUGCCAUUGUGGCCAUAUAUGGAAUACAGAACACAUAUUAACGAUCACUACUGUCCCUUCAUCAUAGGUACUGAUAUCUAACAGCCUAUCCCCCAGGGUGGGCUCAAGAAUUAAUCAGGGGGUCAUUGUAGGGAUACAAAGAUUAUAGUCCUCCCAUAUCAAAGGAAAACUGCCAGGGAGUAUUUUUCAUUGAGUCCCUUUCGUGAUACAGUAUCAAGUGUUCUGAUCCAGUGGAUCUCUCUUUGUAGCAGCAUUUUCUUCCGGUCCCCACCUCUUCUUGGGGGUGGGAUAUGAUUGAUUGCCAUUAGUUUGAGUGAAGGGAGAGAGUGUCCUGCUUCUAAGAAGUGUCUGGCCACUGGUAAUUCAGAGGUAUUAUCUCGGUAAGCCACACGGAUACUAGAGCGGUGACUAUGAAUCCGUUCUCUUAGAGGAAGAUCAGUCUUACCUAUGUAUGCAAGGCCACAGGGACAUGUCAAGUUAUAAACGACAAAAUCACUAGUGCAUGACAGCUGGUGUUUGAUGGUGUAUUCUUUACCGGUAUGUGGAUGUGAAAAAGUCCGACCUGGGACCAUAUGUCCACAGGUGACACAUCCCAAGCAUCUGUAGCAACCAUAGUUACUGGUAGCUGAUUCAGUUUCAUAGCAAUGACUGGGAUCGGUUUUAACUAAAAGAUCCCUGAGGCUUUUGUUCCUCUUGUAACUCAUCAUCAGUAGAACAGAAAAUUCCUUAGGGAGAGAGGUAUCGUUGCUGAGUAUCCUCCAAUUUGCAUUAAUGGACCUUCUCAAGGCUGUGGAAGCCGUAUUAUAUACAGUUGGGAAGACCAGACGUUGGUUCCUGUUGUCAGGUGUAACCUCAGCGAAAUGGCACCUUUGUAAGGCAUUCCUCAUUUUGCUUUUUUAUAUCCUAGUUCCAAAAACUUGUCCCACAUUGUGUCUAUUUGGUCUUGGGCUCUGUCUGGGUCCGAGUUGUUCCUAUAGACUCUCAAAAAUUAUGAAUAGGGCAGAGAUGCUUUCAAUGGAUUUGGAUGAAAGCUCAUGGCAUGUAGGAGCAUGUUGCGGUCGGUGGGUUUAGAAAACAGCAUAUAUGUUAAUUUCCUGUUCUCAAUGCUCACCCUCACAUCCAGAAAAUCAACAGUUAUAGGGCUAGCCGUCAUUGUCAGCUCAAUAUUGAUUAAGGCUCCCAUAUUAGAUGCUGUUUCAAGGUCCCCCUUUAUGAUUAGAAACAGAUCGUCAAUGAACCUCGCAUACAGGAUCUCGGUUUUAAACGGUUCCAAAAUGUGUUCCAUCUCAAAUUUAUACAUAAAACAGUUUGCAUACAUUGAAGCCAUGGCGGCACCCAUAGAAGUUCCUGCAACCUGGCGGUACCAACUUUUCUCAAAUCGGAAAUAGUUACAGGUUAACACUGCUUCUAAUAAUUCCGUUGUAUACUCAAUGGGUGGGCCGUGAUAGUAAGGUGAUUCAGCUAAUACCUGUUUAGCUGCUGCUAUACCUUCAAGAUGGGGAAUGACCGUGUAUAAGCUUUUGACAUCACAGGUCAGUAAUAUAAUUGGUUCAGAGGGUAGUACAAUAACUGAAAUUUGUUGUAAAAAGGUGGGUGUGUCUUUCAGGCAGGUCGUUAAGUUAGCAACUGUAUCUUUCAUUAGGAAGUCCAAGCAUUGAGCUAUUGGUUCUAAGAUUCCUUGUUUAGCCGACACAAUAGGCCGUCCAGGAGGUUUCUUAACGCUUUUGUGUAACUUUGGUAGAGUGUAUAGAAUUGGGGUCCUAGGGUUCUGCUGUCUCAAAAACUCAUAAAGUUCACUGGUUAGAUAAUUACCUUCCAGGCCUCUUUUGAGAAUUUUAUCAAGGUGGUAUUGUAGUUGUGCCGUAGGGUCCUUGGGGAUUUGAAAAUACGUCUGUCGGUCUGAUAAUUGAUUCAGGAUCUCAUCACGAUAGUCUGCAUAGUCCAACACGACUAUGCCUCCCCCCUUAUCAGCUGGUCUUAUCUCAAUUUCUUUGUCACAAGAGAGUGAUGCAAUAAUUUCCCUAUCUCUGGUAGUACAAUUCGAGUGCGCCUUUUUCUGUGUUUUAAAAAUAUCCUUAGCUUCUUUAUCUACAGAUCGUAGGAACGUUUUAAUUGUAGCCUGAUUGGAUAUAGGGUCAAACUUGCUCUUUAGUUUAAAUCUUCCUCCAUGGUCAGUCUCUGUGGGAGGGUAGUUUUUAAAAAAAUCUUUCAAUCGCAUAGUUCGUCCGAACUUAAAUAAUUCCAUUUCCCAUUGGAGUUGGUUCGGGCCAGUAGUCGGAAAAAGGAUAGGCCCCUACUGAGUAGCCUCAGUUCAUCUGGGAGGAGUACUCUAGAGGAAAUAUUUAAUACUGGUAUCACUGUGGAGGUCGAGGUGGCUUCCCGCUUCCCUCUUACCCCAGAAGGUUCUCCCCUUCUGGCCCCGUCUAGUGACAAGCCUCUUUCUUGUGCCUGAUUCAUGUACCGAUUUCUCAUUUGUAUCCCUGGAUAUCCUGUGGUUACCCCUUCUAAUAAAGGAGCAGAGCUAGUAUUGGCUCUUGUGCUUUCAGUGCGUUCAGGGUAGGUGUCUGACUCUGAGUUGGACUCACCCAAGGUUUUAUCAAUUGUGAACUGCCUUGGUUUACAAAUAGAUCUUCGUUUCCUUGCAAAUCUCGGGCGUUCACUAUGGCCACUGAGCCACCUAUACACCGUAUGUUCUUUAUAGUCCACUGCCACUUUUUCUUGUUUCUCUCUCUUAAAUCGUACAAGGUCUAUUUUGUACUGUUUCACAUUAUCUUCAAGUUUUAAAAGGGUUGGUGCGGCUUCUACAGAUGAUAAAAGUAGUGUUUGUUAUGUCUCCAGUUCUGUUAUUCUUCUACGUAUUUGUACCAGAUGCUCUCUUACGUCUUCAAUAAUAACCAACAUUAAGUAGAGCGAGCACUUGUUCAAUACGGCAAUCCAUUUCCUACAAACCUGAUGAAAGUCUGAAUUUGCAGACCGAAACGUUGAUUUUUAACUUGGAGCAAUAAAAGUUAUUUCUUAUCGAUGAAAAAGACUGUGGAGUGCUAUCUACUUUAUAUAUAUAUAUAUAUAUAUAUAUAUAUAUAUAUAUAUAUAUAUAUAUAUAUAUAAACUUUAGUAUAUACAUGUAAAUACCACUAUACCACUAGAUUUCUCUAAAUAUAAUAAACCAUGAAACAAACAUCUUUGCUCUUUAACAGUCAUUAUUUUUAAAACCUAUUACAACCACAACCUCGAUUCAUUUCCUUCAUUUAUCUUUCAUAACAUUGAUGUUUACAGAGGAAUUGUCACUUCUCUGGAAAUUACACCAAUUAAUAAACAUUAACUAUGACCUACAACUUGUAUUAAUAAAGCAGUUUUGGUUUAUAGAUCAUGCCCCUGUAGUCUCUCUGCUCAAUUUGCUGCCAUUUAGGAGUUAAAUCACUUUGUUUAUUCAGCCCUAGUCACACCUCCCUGCAAGUAACAGGGAAUAACCUCCUUGCACAGACUUCCAAAACACUACCUGUAAAGAGUCAUCUAAUGUUUAUACAUCCUUUAUUGCGAAUUCUAUUUAAUUUAGACAUUCUUAUCUCCUGCUCUGUUAAUAGCUUGCUAGACCUUGUAGGACUACACCACCUUCCUAAAAACAAGAGAUCUAACGUUAACAUUUAUUUUAUUUUCUUUAUUCUUUAUUUUUGUUGUGCAUCAAGUUACUCGAGUUACAGACUUGCAGAGCCACAACAGCUAUAGCAAGCAAUUUAAAAGGCAGAGUGGUACAAUUGUGUGGCAUAACAAUAAUAUGCACAUUUUUGGAGAAAUACAACAAGAAAGGAGAUACAGUGCUGGGCAUAAAAACACAAAUGAAGGUACCAACUUUAGCUUGUGCACUGAGUAGCAUAAAAACAGCAGAAUGUACCCCACAGUUGGCCCCUCAUGUGGGUGUCAAUUAAACUGGUGGAGCAUAUGUAUGUAAACACCAUAACAGCAAGAAAGUGGUUGGUCAAGAGAAAGACAUAUGAGAACAGUCAACAUCAGUAUGCAUAGUAAUAUUUAGUGCCCAAGUAUUUAGUCAGAUAGGUGGUGAGGAAAAACACCACCUGGCACCCAGCUUACUGAUCAUCCGAUGCCCCUCUUGGGUAGGACACAAUCCCCCAAGUUUGUGCUGGUCUUCAAGACUAGUGCAAGGAAUGCUGGUAUGCUACUCGGUGUCUGCAAUUGGCUCCCCAACCACUGUCGUGAUAGCUCCUCUUUUGCUCCAUGAGAGUUUUGCAUCUACUUGGAUCUUACAUGCGUUAGGCCUCUGAUUUGUUUCCGACUAUGGUAUCACGUGGUCCGGGUUUGGACAGGAUAGGGGACUUAAGUCCAGGCGCUGCAGCAACACACAGUGCCCCCUAUUAAAGUUGGAGGGACCCGUGGAGUCUGCCAUCUUGCCUGCUUGGUUCUUGUUGCUGACCCAGCUGUUAUGCCAUGCACACUCAGCACUCAAUAGGAGCCUCUGUGGGGUGGACCGGGAUCACUCCCACUGGUCCAAAGAGGCGGAGAAACAUGGUACAGUCAGUAGCAAAGGGAUUUAGAAUGCCACUUCUCUGCUUCCCCAGAUGCUUGAAGUCUCAAGGCCCACACAGCUUUCUACCUGCAAAGACAUCUGCAGACAGUGAAAUAAUUUUCUGGAGUAACCCCACUCGGUUCAGGACCACUGUAAUGGUAAGUAGAGUCAAUAUUGGGGUGCAUUUACAGGAAUUUUGGUUCUUUUUAGGAGAUUAAUUGCCAGAGCUCCAGCAGGCUGUGUCUGUCUGGGUCAGCAGUCAGGCCCCGCCCCACGUUUAAACUUCUUUUACAGCAUAGUGUGUUUAAUUUAGAAUUUCUUAUCUCUGGUUCUGUUAAAAGCCUUGUAGACCCUGCAAGAGCCUCCUGUGUGUGAUAAAAAUUCUAUUUACAGAGCAGGAGAUAAAAAAACACGUCUAAACUAAGACCUGAAACCAAUUUUCAUGUGUCAGUCACGUCUAGGGGAGGUGUGGCUAGGGCUUCAUAAACAGAAACAAAAGUGAUUUAACUCCUAAAUGGCAGAGAAUUGAGCAGUUAGACUGUAGGUUCUGAUCUAUACAUUAAAACUGCUUCAUGAAGCUAAAUGUGUUUUGGUGCCUAUAGUAUCUCAAACAUUUUAUUCAUGAGAUACUCCAUAUUAUCUAAAGUUUAUAUUAAAGACUUCUUAAACUACAUUACAAUCCAGUUCAGAUAAGCCACACAAAGCCAGAGCAAACAUUGCUAAUGAAGAAGAUAAAUAAAAACAAACUCUAUGCUGAGAGAGUUUUUUUGUCAGGCAGAUCAGAUGGGGAGCCCACUUACAGGUUAAAAGUUACGCAUUUAGAUUUUUUAUGUAUUGUGGAUUUUAUGUUUUUAUUUUUCACACCACACAAAUACAUACUUGUUUUAAAAAUAAAGUGUAAAUACAGUUGCAAGAAAAAGUAUGUGAACCCUUUGGAAUGAUAUGGAUUUCUGCAAAAAUUGGUCAUAAAAUGUGAUCUGAUCGUUAUCUAAGUCACAACAAUAGACAAUCACAGUCUGCUUAAACUAAUAACAUACAAAGAAUGAAAUGUUGCCAUGUUUUUAUUGAACACACCAUGUAAACAUUCACAGUACAGGUGGAAAAAGUAUGUGAACCCCUAGACUAAUGACAUCUCCAAGAGCUAAUUGGAGUGAGAUGUCAGCCAACUGGAGUCCAAUCAAUGAGAUGAGUUUGGAGGUGUUGGUUACAGCUGCCCUGCCCUAUAAAAAACACACACCAGUUCUUUGUUUGCUUUUCACAAGAAGCAUUGCCUGAUGUGAAUGAUGCCUGGCACAAAAGAGCUCUCAGAAGACCUACAAUUAAGAAUUGUUGACUUGCAUAAAGCUGGAAAGGGUUAUAAAAGUAUCUCCAAAAGCCUUGCUGUUCAUCAGUCCACGGUAAGACAAUUGUCUAUAAAUGGAGAAAGUUCAGCACUGCUGCUGCUCUCCCUAGGAGUGGCCAUCCUGUAAAGAUGACUGCAAGAGCACAGCGCAGACUGCUCAAUGAGGUGAAGAAGAGUCCUAGAGUGUCAGCUAAAGACUUACAAAAAUCACUGGCAAAUGCUAACAUCCCUAUUAGCGAAUCUACAAUACGUAAAACACUAAACAAGAAUGGAUUUCAUGGGAGGUUUCACAGAGGAAGCCACUGCUGUCCAAACAAAACAUUUCUGCACGUUUACAGUUUGCACAAGAGCACCUGGAUGUUCCACAGUAGUACUGGCAAAAUAUUCCGUGGACAGAUGAAACCAAAAUUGAGUUGUUUGGAAGAAACACACAACAGUAUGUGUGGUGAAAAAAAGGCACAGCAAACCAAAAUCAAAACCUCAUCCCAACUGUGAAGUAUGGUGGUGGGGGCAUCAUGGUUUGGGGCUGCUUUGCUGCGUCAGGGCCUGGAUGGAUUGCUAUUAUCGAAGGAAAAAUGAAUUCCCAAGUUUAUCAAGACAUUUUGCAGGAGAACUUAAGGCCAUCUGUCUACCAGCUGAAGCUCAACAGAAGAUGGGUGUUGCAACAGGACAAUGACCCAAAGCAUAGAAGUAAAUCAACAACAGAAUGGCUUAAACAGAAGAAAAUACGCCUUCUGAAGUGGCCCAGUCAGAGUCCUGACCUCAACCCGAUUGAGAUGCUGUGACAUGACCUCAAGAAAGCGAUUCACACCAGACAUCCCAAGAAUAUUGCUGAACUGAAACAGUUCUGUAAAGAGGAAUGGUCAAGAAUUACUCCUGACCGUUGUGCACGUCUGAUCUGCAACUACAGGAAACGUUUGGUUGAAGUUAUUGCUGCCAAAGGAGGUUCAACCAGUUAUUAAAUCCAAGGGUUCACAUACUUUUUCCACCUGCACUGUGAAUGUUUACAUGGUGUGUUCAAUAAAAACAUGGCAACAUUUCAUUAUUUGUGUGUUAUUAUUUUAAGCAGACUGUGAUUGUCUAUUGUUGUGACUUAGAUGAUGAUCAGAUCACAUUUUAUGACCAAUUUGUGCAGAAAUCCAUAUCAUUCCAAAGGGUUCACAUACUUUUUCUUGCAACUGUAUAUAAUAAAAAAUUAGUAGGGACAGUUCCCCUUUAAAAACAUUGAUUCAGAGUUCAAACUUUUUACGUAUCUAUAUAAGUUGAGAAAUAAUUUUGAUUUGAUAAAUUUCUAAAAGAGUCUAAUUACGAAAAACACAUUGAAACAAAGUCUAUUAGAUUUGUGUACAGCAAAACAAUUGGUUUGGCCAUGUAAAUUAGUCUGAAAAUACAUUUUGUUUUGGUGGACGCAUUUGUACAUGUGCUAUUUUGGCUCAUAUAAAUUUUGUUCAUGAGAAAGAUUCAGGGGAAAAAAUUAGGACAAACCAAGAGGGUGGAAAAAUUAGCCAGUGUUCUGCAAAGUAUAUACAUAAUAUAGAUAUCGUGUGUUUAUUUUGCAAUAUAAAUACAAAAUGAGGGUGCGCCGAAAAGGUUAAUCAGAUUAAAAAAAGAUUAAAAAUAAUCUAAGCAACUAUAGCACAAAAUGUUAUGGUAAAAUAUUGUAACAAAUGAAAGAUUGUGAUACUUGAGAUUAUGAUGCUUAAAAUGGCUAUUUAGGGUCCUUCUACCCUGGACUCCAAAAUGGUAUUUUGAAAAGUAUCAAAAUAUGGAAAUUGUCAUUAAGUUAACAUCGGUAACUUAGAUUGAGAAUUGUACUAUAACGAUAUGACAUUUGAAAAUAAAGUGUAUGCUUUUUUUGGUGGGGGAAGCCUCCAAUGUUUUAUCAAAAUUGUUGGUCAGAAACCAGAGGGACUUACACCGACGCAACCAGGCCAAGUCGCCUCACUUUACAUCGCAGUGACCACACAUGUUUCACAGAUAAACCUGACAUAUAUUGCGGCAUGGGAAUGCGACCAACCGAGGAACUCAAAGAUUGGUCGGCAAUAUGGGAAGCACUGGGCUCCCUCACAGUGUGCGUUACCCACAAGGAACAAGCAAGAUGCUCUUCCUGUGGUUCAUUGCCUUGCUCAAACUUAAAAAAACUGGGCCGUAUGCAAAACAACUUGUGCUGGAAACUAUGUGGCGAAACAGGCACCUACAUACAGGGACAUUUUAGCCGCAAGGCAAACAAGGCAUUUGCCUUGGGCGGCAUUUUUCAGGGGGCGGCAAAAAAAGCUGCCCCCAAAUGCCCAUGGCACAUGUCUUGUUAGCCUUGUGGCUAACAGACAUGCUGGGCUGGCUGCUGGUCGGGCUGAUGGGCUGGCUGAUGGGGGGGCGGGUGGCGCUGGCGAGGAAGCACUUUCUCCUGAGCUGUCUGCUCAGCUCCCUCGCGAACCGCCCAGAGUGAUGCUGGGAGACGGAAUAUGACGUCAUAUUCCGGCUCCAAGCCUCACUCUGCGGGCGGCUCACGAAGGAGCUGAGCAGACAGCUCAGGGUAAAGUGCUCCCUCGCCAGCGCCGCCCGCCCAUCAGCCAGCCCAUCAGCCUGCCCAGCAGCACCCAGGGAGAGGGAGAACCCCCCCAGCAUUCCUAAAGGUAAGUAGGCUGGGGGGGUUAAAUUAAAAAAAAAAAAGUGAGUGUUAAUGUGAGUGAGUGUGUUUGUUUGUGUGUAUGUGUGUCUGUUAGUGUGUGUGUUUGUCUGUUAGUGUGUGUGUUUGUCUGUUAGUGAGUGUGUGUGUGUCUGUUAGUGAGAGAGUGUUAGUGAGUGUGUGUGUGUGUCUGUUAGUGAGUAUGUGUUUCUGUCAGUGAAAAUGUGUGUGUAUUUAGAAUGCGGUGCAGAGGGGGAAGGGUUGGGUGGGGGUGGCGCACGGGGGGGGAGGGGGGGGGCCUGAGUUUUGUCCUGCCUAGGGCAGCACAAAACCAGGAUACACCACUGCCUACAUAUACUGCUGGUGGUAAUGCCCGAAACUGAAAUUGCUCUGGACAACAGUCCACGCAAUAAUAGAACAAGUCAUAACAAAGCCAGUCCCAGCAGAUCCCUGGACACUUCUGCUCUCAAGACCAGCAGACAGUCUCACCACAAUCGAAAACAAACUUACUGCUAGAAUCACACUGGCGGCCCGCAGAGCAAUGACAGAAUUUUGGGCAGAUAAAUGCAUACCCUUCAUAACAACAUUGAAACACAAAAUCACAGAAACAUACAACCUUGACAAACUAACAGCACAAAUACAUGACUCCCACAAAUCUUUUCUCCCCUACUCAAAUGCAGCCUUGCUCAUUACCUUCUCUGUUCAGUCACUCACACACACGUAUCACUACUCUCUUGCAAACAAGCCAACUCCCAUGCUCCCAUGGCAAGCUAUCAUAAAGGGAUCCCCAAUGGCCCUCCCCUUGUAAGGCUCAUAACCACCCAAUCAGAGGUGUUUCCCCACGCCCCCCCAAUGAGCACAGCUCGAUUGGAUCUACACCUGAUGCAGCUCAGGCUCCUACAGGGAUGACACCUCGACAAUGGCCAUCAGAUCACUCAUCCAAUCCACAAAGAGCACCCUGACCACUCGGUCUACCACCAAAAAGAAGCCCAUCGUACAACUCACGUCUGCAAACCGAGACCAAGGGAAUUCAGGGGAAUCAAAAUUGAUGUAAUCCAGAUGCAUUAUAUCCAUGUUGGCUGUACACUUCCAAAGUCCUAAAAGUUGUGAUGUGUCACUUAUUUUAUGAAAAACUAAAAAACCUUGAAAAUAAAGAAUCUUUAAAAAAAAGAAACCAGAGGGAAUGCACCCACAGAGUCAUUGCUCAGUAAGAAGCUGUAGAGUGGACCUCCUGUUAUCUGUGUGGAGUGGCACUUUAAGAUAAAGAUGAAUUUGCAUUAAUGUGACACAUUUAUUCUUUCAGUGAUAAAUUAUUUAUAUAAAUUAAGAAGUCUAAGGCACAAUUUUGAACCUAAUUUGUGACUAACUCCUGCAUUUAUUCAUCAGAACAUUAAUUUACAGUGCCAGCUAUACAAUAUAUAACAGCUUCUUAAAAAUCAUUAAAAUUAUAUAUUUAUUGUAUACAGGAGCCACAAUAGAUUUGUUUUAUGGUGCGUUAUAUCCAAUGCUGUUUUAAACCCAGUUUUGUGUACAAUCAAUAUAUAUGUUUAUUUAUUUUAUUUUUAUUAUAAUUAAUGUUUAUUUCAGUCAGCAGUUGGAUUUGGUUAUAAGGCUGAGAUACAACAGCACACCUCCCAGCAAGGUGAGUCCACAACAUCUUCUUGUCCAUCUUAUCUCUUGAUUUUAUUGCUUACCAUCAUAUCUGGCAACUAUGAAAGAUAAGAGGCCAUGCCCAUGGCUACCAUCAGGAGGUAACAACCUAUGUUUUGUUCAGAGUUGUAAUGUUAUAUGGACCCUGGCAGAUGGGAGUGGAACCAAGGAAUUUAUUUCCUAAUGUGCCCUCCGCACUCACGGUUAGACCAGUGGCAUGGCAUAAGGAGCACUGAAGGGUCUUCACUUGUGUUCUUAAGUUAUUGGAGGGGGUCCUAAAACCCACUCUCUGGUUACUGGCUUCCUCUUCCAGUAAAGUAAUCCACUUCUGCUGCAUUAGCCUUACAGGCCUAAUAAGCACCCGCUCCGCCCGAUUCACACCAGACAUCCAUUUUAUGACCAAUUUGUGCAGAAAUCCAUAUCAUUCCAAAAAGUUUACAUACUUUUUCUUGCCACUGUAUUUGGUGUAGGUUCUACAUGUACUUCUCAGAAUGAAUCUUUUUGCAUCUAUCUCUGCAGAUUACUCCAAGGGUUUUGGAGGGCGUUACGGUGUACAAACAGACCGUGUGGACAAGGUAACACCCACACAAUACAAUUUUUACUAUCACAGAGAAUUAGGUGCCCGUUUAGGGAGAACAGGUCUCCCAGAAGAUGAUCACCUACUCCUUUGGUACUGACAAAAGUAUAUCUAAGUAGGUCUAAGCAAGUGUUUAGUUACUGUUAAGCAAAAGUAGGUCUGAGCAAGUGUUUAGUUAUUUUGUGAAAUCCUACUAUGACUAAGUCACUACUUGUCUGGGGUAACUUCAAAUAAGAUGACCAUGGGCAGAAAGAACGGUCUUGUUGUUUACAGUAGUGAGGAAAAAAAAAAAGGGAAUGGUGGAAUGGAGACAGACGAAGAUGCAGUAUGGGUAGCAGAUGAAGGAAGGGAGGUAGGAGGUGGUGAAAGAUAAUGAGGAAAAAAGGAGAGUGAGGGUGAAGUGGAUAGUGGGAGUGGGAGUGUGAGUAAACAAAAAGAGGCUGAAAAAAAAAAUAGAAAAAAAAGUUAAGUAAAUUAGAACGUUUACUUAUCUCGUAAUAUAGGACAGAAAAUCCUCUGAAGCUUUAAAUAAAGGCCAGUGUGUCCAUAUUGCCAUAUGUCUGUCCAUGUGUCCUCUGGAAGUGUCAAGCAACUCCUCCACCUUAAGCAAUGCAUUCUUUGAACGAAGGAGUGUAAGGUGUUUCCCAAUGUGUUCUCUGGCUGAGAGAAUCAUAUGAUAAGCUAUGAAACAAUGGAAUAUUUAAAGUGGGCUGCAGGGGUGAAGGAAUUAAAAGGUAAAUAUUUUGCCUGAAUUGCAGAUAGUUUGAAGCUUACUCCAACCCUAAGCCCCCAAACUCUAUGUUCACCUUAGCUACAUUUUUAUUUUUUGUACCAUGGACAUUUUGCUUCAAUUUGUUUGCUGUUCAGGUGAGCUAAUUUCAAAAUAGUUCAAUCCAGUUAGCUUUUGUUUGAAAUAAAAUACAAUUAACUUUAUUGUUCAUCGAUACUAUCAUCCAAACACUGGAUAAGUGAGUUGAUUGAAAGUAGCUGAAUUUACUGUCGUAAAGUUGGCAUGGACUGAAAAGACUUCUAAAACAGCCAAGCUGUGUCUACAGCUGAGUUGAAUAUUUUUUUUCAAAUUGACUCUUCAUUUUACAUUUUAGAUUUAAAUGUUACAAUUCACUAUAUAUUGAAUAAACCCAUGUGACUUUACUUUGAUUCCCCUUAGCCUGGUAAAUUGUACUGAUACAAUAUCAUCUUGUUUCCCCUUUUCUUUUUGCAGUCAGCAGUUGGUUUUGAAUAUAAAGCUCAGGUAGAACAGCAUUCUUCCCAGCAGGGUGAGUCCACCACCUAUUUAUAUUAUAUGUAACCUACUAACCUCUUUUAUAUUCAUUCAAUCUCUGCCAUACAACCCACACAUUACACAUUCUCUACAGCAUUUAUAGGGCUUUUAUUCAAACACUAAUAUGUGCUCAUAACUCCCCUAUGAUGUGGUCAUCACAUUUUACUCCCUAUGUCUAUAUGUGUAAUUGAAAUAGCUCAACACAAUGAAUGUUUCAAGUAGUUUGCCCAAAUUCAACUGAAAAUAAAAAACUUAUUUUAAAAAAUAAAACUUAUAAUGACUUCACCAGUCUCAGAGUGAUUCAACCCCUGAUUAGAAUCCCUCACAACACCACAAAUUUGCAAAACAGAUGUCUCAAGCACACCUGAUGCAACUUAUCAAGGGCUUCCUUAGUUGCAACAGGUGUGCUUGAACUGGAACACGUGAAAUACCUAAACUGGCUAAGGGUUUAUUAAGUGUCACAUUUAACUGCAUGUUAGAAAUAUGGCCAACUCAAAUGAAUGGUUCCCAAAGCUAAGAGAAGGGAUCAAUGCCAUUAACAAACAAGGAACAGAAUACAAAAAGACAGUGAAGGCACUAAAUGUCCCUAGAGUUAGAAGCAUAGUUCGCAAGUUCAAAGUUGAAGGAACAAUGGUUACAUUACCAGAGUGGGGCAGAAAAUUAUUUAUUUAUUUAUAAAAUAUUUUACCAGGAAAGAUACAUUGAGAUUUCUCUCGUUUUCAAGUAUGUCCUGGGUCCACAAAACAUUGCAUUGUUACAUUAGGUACAACAAAAUACAAAAACAAUAUUAAUACACAAUAUGUACAAAAUUUAACAUAGAACAGGCAGGAAAUAUAUAAUCAACCAUGACACGUGCAUUCUGUUUUGAGGUAUGUGGAGAGGGAUCUCUUAAAUGAUGUUAGGCUUAGGGAAGAUUUUAAAUUGUGCGGGAGGUCGUUCCACAAUUGUGGUGCUCUGUAGGAGAAGGAGGAUCGGGCCGCUUUCUUUUUGUAUUGAGGUAGACUAAGUAAAGUGCUUGUACUGGAUCGGAGCUUAUAGAAAGUGGGAACAGCUGGUGAAAGCAUUUUGUUCAGGUAGUGUGGGAGUUUCCCAGAAAAGCUCUUAAAAACAAGGCUGGAAAGAUGAAGGGUGCGUCUGGAUUCCAGCGAUAGCCAGUUUAGUUCCUUUAGCAUGUCACAAUGAUGGGUCCUGUAAUUACAUUGUAGCACAAAUUGGCAGAACGAGUUAUACAAUGUGUUGAGUUUAUUAAUGUGGGAUUGCGAUGCAGAUGCAUAUACUACAUCCCCAUAAUCAAUGAUUGGCAUCAGCAUUUGCUGUACAAUCUUUUCCUUUACUGUAGGGCUUAAGCAGGCUUUGUUUCUGUACAGGGCACCUAAUUUUGGAUAAAGUUUAGAUGCAAGCUUUUCUAUGUGCAGGCCAAAAGAUAGAUUGGGGUCUAAUAUCAUACCCAAGUAUUUGAAAGAGUGGACUGCGGUCAGUGUGCCAUUUGAAUUUGUUUUGAUGGAUAGGUGGGGAUUGUGUAAUUUGUGUAAUUUAGGUACUGUUCCAAAAAUCAUUGUGACAGUUUUGUCAGUGUUCAGGAAGAGUUUGUUUUUUGCGAUCCACUUUUCUCCCUCUGUAAACUGUUCUUGGAGCAAAGCCUCAAGUUGCGGUAGAUUGGAUUUGCUCGCAUAGAUUACCGUGUCAUCUGCGUACAUGUGUAAAUUUGAGGAUUGGCAGACAUUAGGCAGAUCAUUUAUAAAUAAUGUAAAUAGUAGGGGGCCGAGAAUGGAACCCUGGGGAACACCACACGUGACUGGGAGAGGGAGGGAGUCACUGUCAGAAAUGGACACAUAUUGCGAGCGAUCCGAUACAUACGAUCGAAACCAGUUUAGAGAAUGAUCACCAAUACCUGAGUUUUUGAGUUUGUGCAGUAGAAUGUCGUGGUCUACUGUGUCAAAGGCCUUAGCAAAAUCAAGGAAAAUAGCUCCAGUUAGGGCUCCUUGUUCCAUGCCAGUUUGGAUGUCAUUGCAAACUUUUAGGAGGGCAGUUGUAGUGGAGUGAUUCUGGCGAAAAAGCCCGAUUGAUCAGGGGUCAGAUAGUUUAAUUGUUGGUAGUACUCACAAAGUUGCAUAAUGGAAACUAUCAAUGGCUGCAACCUGAUUUAUGAGAAGGCAGAUUGUGAAAAACCCUUGCUGCAAAACGCCUGCAGCAGGUCUUGGUGGCAACAGGCACAAAUAUAUAUAUUAUUUACCAUAAUUUUCUAUUUACCAUUUGGACAUUAAAGCAGCUCAUUUUAAUAAUUUUGGUAAAAGUGCUUUGUCUGCCUCUAAUGGAGUUUUUUUUUUUUUUUACACUCUUAUACUUUAUACCUUUAACCAGCUGUUGUGUAGUCAUAGAUAUGGACAAGAAAUAGCUCUACACCUCAAUCUCCACCUCCUUUUACCAAGUGACUUUAUAUUGGCAAAGUUCCAGCAGAUGUUUAUUAUCUGUAAGGUGGUACCCACUUAACCUGUAAAAUUCCAGAAUUAUAUAUUAGAUAACAUAAUAAAACAAAUAAACUCGGUAGAUUUUUAUGUUUAGUUAUAAAUUUUUGCCGUUUACAAAUUUCAACUACAAAUACCCAAAAACCACUAAUGGUCUUACUUUGUUCCUUUUUAUGGAGUUUUUCAUGUACUACUCAAACUUUUGUUUUGGUUGAUUUUGUUUUAUUGCCAUUUCUUUUAAUCUCAGAUUACUCCAAAGGAUUUGGAGGGAAAUUUGGAGUCCAAAAAGAUCGCCAAGAUAAAUCUGCUCACACUUGGAGUCACAAAGAAGAAAUACAACCCCAUCAAUCGCAGACAGGUACCAAUCUUUGCAGGUAGUCAAAGGUCAUCAGUCUGCAGAGACUCACUCAAUAUAAUGGCUGUUGAUACACAUCAUUACCAGUUCUCCUUACUCAAAAUUAUUCUGAUCACUUGAUACUCAUUAUAAUAAUAAUUUGACAUUCACUAAUUAGUGAAGAUGAUUAAGCACACUUAAAAUAUAACUUGAUUGAAAUUGAAUGUACCUUUAGAGAUUAAUUAUUUCAGCAAUUAUACAGCGCCACCAUUCAAUUAGUUCAUAAAACAUCUCUUGCUUAUUAUUAGAUAACUUGCCAUCAUGUUUGAAAGUCACUCUAUAUCCACUCGUUAUCCAUUACCUGACAUUCAUAAUUUCAUCCAUUAUUUUUGAAUGAAAAUGAUAUAUUCUAGGAUCAUCCUUAUGUUCUACUGUAUGACUUCUAACUUUUCUCCAUCCAAGCUUUGUCCACUUUGAGACAUUUGCUUUGUUUCCCAUGUUCCACUCUAGGAUAUCUUGUCUAACCACUCAAUAUUGUUUUAUUUUUGUCAGACCAUUCACAAGGGUUUGGUGGUAAAUUUGGAGUCCAGAAAGAUCGACAAGAUAAAGCUGCUCACAGUUGGAAUCACAAAGAAGAAGUUAAACCUCAUGAAUCACAGACAGGUAACACCAGUGUGUAUAACCAAAUAUGUAAAUGAAAUAUGUCUUCCCGACCAAACUCACAAGCGUCAUGAUGUACUUAAACAGUUGUUAAAGGGGAACUCGAAGAACUCUAACCAUUGCAGCUCAUUGAGGGGGCUAUGGUCCAACAAGUUGGUGAUGUCGAAGUGACGCUAUCAGGAUACUGAAAUAUGUUAGUGAUGCCAUGGCUAAAAUGGCCUCAUUGUAAACUUUCUAAAAUGAUUCAAUACUGUUAGAAAAACUUAAAAAAAUUAUUUAUCUACAAAACCUUUAAUGGUGACUUUGGUAAAGAAAUACUUUUCAAAGUUUUUCUAACAGUAUUGAAUUAGAGGAGUGUUUAGGCUUUCAUUAAAUAAAAGAUUGGGAAGAAUUAGGUAGUAUGCAGUUUUUGACCUCAUGAUUUUACAUAUUUGGGUACCCAUGGCUAUUUGCAGUAAUCACAUAGCCUAGAGGUUGUUCCUUUGCAGAGGUGUUGUCCAGUAAUGACUGGAUUCCACCCCAACACACACACACACACACGUACAUAUUUCAUUCUCUGCUGAUUAUGGUAUUUAAAAUGAAUACAGAGAUAGUGACUGUAAAUACAUUUUGAGAGCUGUACUUGCUUGAAAACACAGAGUGACUUUACUUCCAUUGGACUUUAUAAGGAACUACAGCUAGCACACUUUUUUACAUAAUGUUAGGUAUUGACUGAUGAUAUAAUUUUGGACCUGGAUUGGACCUCCAUGGCUCAUACUUCUAAACUGUUAGAGUUAGCAGCAGUAUAUUUCCAGCCUAACAAAAACUUGUAAACAUAAUAUUAAAGUCUAGUAGUCUAUUAAUGCAGGUUUGGGCUUAUUGCACUAGUUUUUGUAUUGAGCACUGAAAAUUAUUCACACAAAUAUUUACACAUUUUAGUUUUAUUAUCUAAAAAAAAGUUAUGUUUUAUUUUUGGGAACCUGAGUAUGAGCACUCUACUACUUUUAUUCUGAUUCCAGUUAGGGUUUAAUCCCCUAAUUAGAUAGGCAGGCCUUGUGUAUAACAGACAGUCUGAAAACCCUCUGUAUUGUGUCAUACUCUACCAGAGAAAUGUAUGGUUUACUCACUAAACUGAAUUGCAGUGAACUGAAAAUUUUAAUUGCAAAAUUUUAAUGAAAAUCCCUCAUUUAAAAAGAAAAAAACAUCUACAGCUCACUUGUGAUGGACCACCUGGUCACUAUGGUUGGGUACAGGACUUCUAGUCACCACCAUCCCCAAAAGAGCUAUACGUUACUGUACCUCUUGGCUAGGAGAGACAAAGUAACCACCUAGAGUGCCACAGGGACUAGCAGAAGGCUAGCAUGGAACUGCUGAUUGGAUCUCGAGAUUGCUACGGUCUGGUCAAACUUAAUGUAGCUUUCAGCUCCAAUACCAUCAAACAGGGUGCUAUUUGGAAGGGUGAUCAUGGAGGUGACCAGGCAUUCAGCGAUACCUAGGACUUGUGGGAGCUCAAUGUAUCGCUGUUCGGUGCCCUGAUGUCUGGCCUUUAAUAAAGUUCUCAGUUGAUAAAAUAAUGCCCCAGACCCCAAAUUUGUAUUGUGAACUAUUUUGCAAUAUGUAUUGUGUUGAUGACCCUCUGUUGGGGACUGUGAUAUAAAAAGGCCACUGUCACUCAAAGUGUUGUUGCUGUACCCUGCAUCAAGCCUUUACUUAUGAUUGGGAAUAAGGGCUCUAUUGACUUUUGGUCCUACUCUGUGGGGAAAAGGAAAUCCCAUGCAGUGGUACUGUGGUUAAAUAGGAGCAGUACACUACAUCAGUCUAUAUUCAAAGCUAAGCUUUUUAGCCUAAAUGUUUCAGUUCACAAUGCUUUUCUGGUUCAGUUCAAAAUGCUUCUUUGUUAUGUUACUAAAAAAAUGAUGUUUAAUUAAUAAACAGGCUCCAGUUUCAGUCAGUGAAACACAAAGAGGAACCAGCAAUUUACACUAACUUUGUGUAGGGUUUAACCCUUUUGUCAGCAUGAAGGGAAAACCAAAAGUUAAUUCCUGGCCUGAGUAAUUUACCAUCCAGCACCUCCACACAACACAACACAGCUUUUAUUCUGAAAAUAUCAAGUACUGGUACCUAUUUAAAAAUUCCUGUAUAUAAUGGAUACUAGAUACACACAUAAUACACACGUACAUGUGUGUGCGAAAGAAGGAUGGACAGUUUGCUAUGAGUAUCUUGGAGGCCAUGUUAAAAUGUUUUUUUUUUUAAUAGUUUUACUCAUGUUCUGCUCCUGAUCCCACUGCCAUUUUAUGCUCUGUGGCAUUGGACAAGGUAAGUGGCUACAGGUUCUCUUUAACCCCUUAAGGACACAUGACAUGUGUGACAUGUCAUGAUUCCCUUUUAUUCCAGAAGUUUGGUCCUUAAGGGGUUAAACAUGAUUAUCACUGAGGUGCUAAAUGUAACUAAAAAUAAGAAAAUUAAUUUAAAAAAUACAUUAUGAUUGUUGACUUCUAAAUAAUGAAUUUAUUUUUAUAAGUGUUUUUUAAAAAAUUUUUUAACCUGUGUAUCAAAUGCAGAUUACGCUAAGGGAUUUGGCGGUCGUUAUGGUGUACAGACUGAUCGGGUGGACAAGGUACUUUUUAAAAGAGGACUUUGUUGUACUGAGCAGUUAUAGGUUACUAGGUAUAGAACUGAAAUGGACAAGUUUAUAUGGAAGAAAUAAUCAUCACAGGAUAAUAGUAGGGUAUAUAAAUCUAUAAUAGAGGAAUAAAAUGUAGCUCUAAGUAGUCUUGGGUUUGUUUCAUUCCAAACUGCGAAUCCGUCCAAACCGGGUGAUCAUUCAAAUUCCCAAACUUCAACCUGAAAUGGAGCCAAAUCACAAACUAAGCAAAAUGUGCAAUGGCCAGUCGUGUUCGUGCUGAUUGAUUCUGAAUUCCACAUGGGCAUCAAAAAAAGAUGAUUGAUGAAAAAAAAGAUGACUGAUUGCUACGAUGACUAGGGGACAGUACUAAAUGUUUUUAUUUUAUUCACAAAUCAAGAGAUGUGAGAAUAGAGUGGGGGGGGGGAGGAGAAGCAGUUAAAAAAAAAAUCAAUGUUUAUAUGUAAAUGUAGAUUUUGUUUUUUUCCACCUAUUGAUUACUUUCUAAGUGGCAGAAAAUGUUCCUAUCAGUAUACAGCAACAUAUGUAUAUAAUACGUAUUGUAUAUAAUUUGCAGUACAUUGGUUGUCCCAUUUUCACACUAUUGCUUUAUCUGUUUCUUUUUCUUAAUCAGUUUUUCAUUAUCGAAAUUGGCCAAAAUUAAUCUCUCCUGAAUGGUUUUCACUAUGCACAAGUCUAAUUGUAAGCAUGGUACUAUGGGUUUAAUUAUAUCUUCAUUUUACUGUUCUCUCCACAGUGUGCCUCUGGAUUUGGUGAAAUUGAAUCUCCCAGUUCCGUUUAUCAGAAAACUCAACCACUGGAAGCCAGUAAUUAAUAACCAUUUUCUCAUUAUAGUUCUCAAAUUAUAGAUAGACAAAAUUUAUUUUGCGGUAAUGUGGAGUGGGUGGGGAUGCAAAUUCAUCAUAUUAAAUAAUGUCUAUUAAAAUGAAAAAUUGGCUUAGCCACUUUCUUGCAGUCUGCUAGUACAGCGGCUGAUAGAUUUGAAUUAGAUACGUGAUGUGAGCGGAGGUCAGACAAAAAGUUUUCCAAAGACUUGCAUGACUGCAGAGGUAAUCUGGAAAAUCUGAGAGAUACGGUAAUUAUUGAUGUAGAGUAGUGAAAGAUACGGUAACUCGUGAUGUAGCGCAGUGAGAGAUAUGGUAACUCAUGAUGUAGAGCAGUGAGAGUUCCUGUAACUCAUUAUGUAAACCAAUGAGAGAUACGGUAACUCAUGAUGUAGAGCAGUGAAAUAUAUGGUAACUCAUGAUGUAGAGCAGUGAGUUCCAGUAACUCAUGAUUUAUAGCAGUGAGAGUUCCAGUAACUCAUGAUGUAUAGUAGUGAGAGAUCUCAUAACUCAUGAUGUAGAGCAGUGAGAGAUCUCAUAACUCAUGAUGUAGUGCAGUGAGAGAUACGGUAACUCAUGAUGUAGAGCAGUGAGAGAUACAGUAACACACGCACAGUGAGAUCCAGUAACUCGUGAGACAGAGUAGUGAGAGAUGCUGAAAUUUCAAACCCCAAUGUACAUUUAAUGGCCACUAGAGAGUUAAGUCAUCUGUCUGUCACCAAGUUUUUGGUGGUCCUUACUUUUUCUAUUUUUUUCCAUCUGAAAGGCAAAAUCUCAUAUGAAACAGUUGGAGGUUUUCUUUUCAAAGACAGCAAACUAAUCAACACUAAAUAAGGAGCACAUAGAGAGUAGUUGGCUACACUAGCCAGAUGCUAUAGUAGAAAUGCUAUCUAGGUGUGCCUACAUUUUGCCUCCCAGAAGUUGUUUAAGUAGAUUAACCAAUGCUAUUUAUUUCAGUGACAAGUGGCGCUCAUAAUUUGAGAUCUCGAUUUGAGAAUAUUGCACGAACUGCAGAAGAGGAAAAUCGUCAGCGAGCGGAGGAAGAGAAAAUGAGACGACAGAAGAGAGAUAAAGAGGAGAGAGGGCAAACAAAGAAAGAGGUGAGAGUAAAGUAAUAAAAUAGAUGAAUAAGACACUGAUCAAGUGCUAAAUGGAUUACAAUGAACAAUGAUUUGGAUUGAGUGAAAAAAUGUAUAUAGAACCCAAGAAGGACCAAACACACAAUUAAGCAAAAGGCACAAUGACAGUCGUGACAGAUGGUCAUUAGUGGUCCUCACCGGUAAACCACUCUCCCCUCACCCCAACACCAGGCUUGUAACUGUGGACUUUCUACCAAAAAAAUGAAUUAAAUUAAAAGAGUGAGCAGGACAGAAACAUAGGAUAUUUGCAGGACACCAUAGCAGAGGAAGCCACAAUGCAGUCUUUAAGUAAAUUAGUCAGGAACAAUGUCAGAUAAGGUGAAAACAAAGGAAGAGGUAUCAGCAGACAUCAUUUAUAUAGUGUCAACUUCUUCCACAGUACUUUGCAAUGUUAUUAUAUAUCAACUCCCAUGAUUCUUUCAAUUAAACAGAUAGCCAGGGAAUCAUGGGAGUUGUAGUUCAGCAACAACAGCCCUGGUCUAUGUCAUGAUUGCUUGGUUAGUGGCAGGGCCCUCACAGGAGCACAGUGAUGUCAGACAUAGGGCAUGGUACAUCUAUAACUACAGCUGAUAGCGGUAGUGAGAUUUAGGUAAAGUUAAUAACAAUAGCAUGUUUUGCUCUGUGCAUGGAAACCUUCACCAAUAACAUUGUAAUGCUGGGCAUCUAGGAAUAUGUUUGUUCUUUUUAACAGAAAAUAAGCCUUAUUUUAUAAUUUUCCAUAUAAUAUACAAGCGAUCCCUGGAAGCCAUUAUAUUCUUGUGCAAUUACAAUAGCACAAACUAAUAUUAAGGGUGCGUCUGCAGCAAGAAAUUUAAAAUUUUCUAUACAUUAUGCACAAAAGUGGCGAAUUAUAUUGUAAACUAUAUAUGUUCUGUAAUACAUGCGUAACAUAUCAGGGUAACAUCUUGUUGUAGAUUCAGCAGAGCACAGACAGUAACAAUGUGUUGCCUCCUAAGCUUCCUGUGCAAGCUCCUGUGCCUGUGCCUAGAAAUUCUACACCACCAAAACCUGUAGAAAGAGAGGUAGGUGCAUCUGUAUAAAAUUCUUAAUUUUGUCAAAUGGCAGUGCAUUUCUACAUUUACUGUUCCCAUUCCUAGAUAUUGCUAGAUCCAGAUUAUCAGGAACCCCCUCCUAUACCACCUCCUCUCUAUGACAUUGAAGCAGAAUAUAUAGAACCACCACAUGAAAUAUGUGAUGAAGAGGACACAUAUGAAGAUAUUUCUGCUCCUCCAAAUAACACAGAGGAAGAUUAUGAGGCGAUCCCAGAUCCUCCACCUAGAGCAAUAGUAGAAAAUGAUGAUGAAGACUAUGACUGUAUUCUGGAACCUGAUGCUCCAAGAGAGGAUGCACUUUAUGAGGAGUUGCUAAAAGAUGAAAAUCCUCAUGUGCUUGGUGAGUGUACAAUCCAUGUAAGGACUCAACCAAAAAAAAUGAGAUUUAUGGAGAGUUGACAAGAGAUUUGCACCUUUUAGACCAAAAUGUCCAAAAUGAAUAAAAUGUCCACAUCCAUUAUGUUUACAACUCAUUUUACCUUAAACUAUGCAGUUCAUUUGCCAGCUAUGCAGUUCAUUUGCCAGCUUUGUAAAUAAAUCACAAUAUGGAAGCUGCCAUUUGACUAUAAGGUCUCUUUCAAUAAGGAGUUAAAUAAUUUAUUAAUGUAGGCCUAACCACACCUCCUCUGAAUGUCACUCAUACAGUCUCCCUACAUUUCCUGUAAAGAGAGAUCUAAUCAGAUCUAAUGUUUAAACUUCCUCUAUGGCACAGUGUGUUUGAAUUAGAAUUCCUUAUUUCCUGUUGUUGUGGUUCAUGGUUUUGGAUGUAUUCAUUUGCGCAAUUCAAAAGGUUUCACAGUAACUACAGUGUUAAACUUUUAGGAGAACCAAGAUGGCUGCCAACUAUGUGCUUCAAAGAGCAUCAAGAUAGCCACUUGUCAUGUGUCCUGGUGUAACCUAGUUACACUAACAAUAGACAUCACCUAGUAACACUAACAAUAGAGUUAAUAGAAGCCUACAUAUAUUUGCAAGCAUUUAAAACCAACCCUUUAAUUUAGUACAGCUCUAAUUUUAGAUUAUUAGCUGCAUAAGGUAUUUUGGCAGAGUUAUAUCCGAACAUGUAGAGACCAAAUGACACUCAGAGUGCAACAAAAUAUAAUGUUUAAUAACAAGAUGUUAGAAAAAUAUAACAAAUAUUAAUAAACAUGUUCUAGGUCAACACUUGUAAUGCUAACUAGACAAUUAUCCUUUGCAUUACUAAUCGUAUAUAUCCCAUGAUUGCAGUUAAAGCAUAUCAAACGCAAUCCAAGCAACUUAAUCUAAACACAAGUAUAAAAACUAUGACACAGUUAUACAGUUUUAUACUUCAUGCCCCAGGAUCUUAGAUGAAAUGAGAUAAACGUUUCUGCUACUCUGUGUGGAUCAAACUUCAUGCCCCAGGAUAAAACUAUGGACCUAGAGCACAUACUUGUAGCCUUAGAAAAUUAGUAAGUAUUAGUGCCCCUGUACUGCUACAUUCGUGCUAUCCACAACGAACUCCAAAAACCAACUCCCAAACAUCCACAAAACAGCUUCACAAUCACCAUAGUAACAUGUUCCUCCUUCCAGCCUAUUCCCUACACAUCAAUCAGCCUCCUGACUCUGAACUGGUUAAACAGGCUUGUUAAUUAACUUUUUCAGUGUUUAGAAAUGGCAUUUAUGCAGAGAAUAUAUGUUCAAUGGGGAAUUUAUAACUUUGAGAGUUAUGGGCAUAAAAGCACAAAUAUUGUGUUAAAAUUAUAGUCAUAUUUAAUUUCCAUAACACCUGCUCUACUAAUAGCCUACUAGAGCCUGCAAGAGCCUCAUGUGUGAUUAAAGUUUUGUUUACAGGGCAAGAGAUAAAAAAGUAAGUUUAAGAUUGAUUGAAAAUGACACAAAUAAAACAGGUGAAGUACAGAAUAUACAGCACCUCCCUUAAUACUCUUAUACCCACACUCAUCUAAACAUGACAACACCCUUCAUUACAGGAGAAAGUGAUAUGCCACAUUACAACAGACACAAGGGGAAGGGUAAAGACGCAACACAGAGAGGUGUUGGGAACUAUGUAUUACUGCUAGACAUGUGCAAUUCGUUUCGGUCCAAAUAUGAAUUUGGAUGAAUUUCGGGCAAUUCGGACAUUCGGGUACCUCCGAAUGUCCGAAUUGCCGAAGUGCCGAAAGUGCCGAAUUGCCGAGGUCCCGAAGUUCCAAAAUUACCGAAUUUCUGAAGUGUCGAAGUGCCGAAGUUGCCAAAGUUGUCGAAGUGUCAAAGUUCCGAAGCACAGUAUUGCCUAAGUACUAAUAUACUUACCCAGUGCAAGAAGAAGAAUGUUACAUUGUAUACAAUUUUAAAUAAAAAGUAUACCAACAUAACCAGGAUUCAGCUGUAAGCAUUUGCAACACUUACAACAAUCAAGUAACAUACAUUCAUAUAAAAUGUAAGUUACUUGGCCUGUCAAUCUAAUGUGUAAUUUGACUCAUAACUCUCUGAUUAGUGGAUUAAGUAACCAAUCAAUGAGUUAUGAGUCAAAUUACACAGCGUGGGAAAAUUCCAAAGAACUUUCCCACGCUGUGUAAAAUGACACAGAGCACUCUGAUUGGUGGAUUUCAAGCCAACCAAUCAGAGUGUUGUGACAGGUAAAUGUAGAGACUUACCUGUCAGUCUCUUCAUUUACCUGUCAGAGCACUCUGAUUGGAUGGCUUAUACCCACCAAUCAGAGUGCUCUGAGCCUAAUUGCAGGGCGGGGCAAGGCUUUAUAAGUGUAGAUGGAUUUUUUUUUUUUGCGCUCUUUUUUUUGUGUCGGUUAUUAUGGUUUUUUAUUUGGCCUUUUUGGGGGCUGAAAAAAGAAGAUUUUAGAAGAAAGAAAACAUUGAAUGGUAAGUUUUUUUUUUUUUUUACAGGUACUUAAUUAAAGGUCCCCCCUCAUUAUUUUUAGCUUUGGGGACCCCUAGUCACCUGAUGGGAACAUUUUUUUUUUUAGGGCCCCCACCCGCCGCUCAGAGGUGGGGGCCGGGGAGGGAGGACCUUAGGUGUCCCCCUUUAUUAGUAUUUAGGGUCCCCACCCGCUGCUCAGGGGUGGGGGCCAAGGGGGAGGACAUUAGGUCCCCCCUUAUUAGUAUUUAGGGCCCCCACCCACCGCUCAGUUUUGGGGGCCAGGGGGUAGGACAUUAGGUCCCCCCUUAUUCCAAUUUAGGGCCCCCUACCCGCCACUCAGGGGUAGGGGCCAUGGGGAGGACAUUAGGUCCCCUCUAAUUAUUAUAUAGGGCCCCCACCCACCGCUCAGGGGUGGGGGCUGGGGGAGGACAAUAGGUCCCCCCCAUCAUUUUACUUUAGGGCCCCCACCCGCCGCUACAGUAUAGCAAGUAGGUGCAAAAUUUACUAAUACUAAGUAAUUUUUACUUAGUAUUAGUAAAUCUGGCUGAAAGAUCAAUUUAGGUCUUUCAGCCUUUUGGUAGAUAACUCCCUAAUACCGUGGGAGCUAUCUACUAAGUGGCUGCAAUAGAAGUCUGAAGUCCCGAAAUUCCUAAAUGCCUAAGUUCAGAAAUUCCAAAGUUCUGAAGUGUUGAAGUGCCGAAUUGCCGAAGUCCCGAAUUGCGAAAAUCCAGAAUUUCGGAAUGCCGAACUGAACCGAAAAUUUUCCCAAUGCACAUGCCUAAUUACUGCAAAUAUUUUACGUAUAAACUGCACUGUCUAUGCUCUCUCUCCUACGUGGAAACACUGUUACUCUGAUAACUGUUACUUAAGACCUGUGUGCAAGUCACAUGUUAUGAGACGCUAAUAUGUAUUGCAUCACUCUGAUUUUACGUUUACUAACAGCACAAUAAAGAAAAAUGUAAUACAAAUAAUACAGGUGGCCAUGUGUGAACCGCACAUAAUAAAACUACAUUUGAUUACUAUAGAUACACAGAUAUACUUUAACAAAAUUUUAAAAUAUGGUUUGUUUAAACUUAACUGAUGGAACCAUAAAAUAAAUGGCUUAAUAAAAAUGUAACAAAAAUUUUAAAAAAUCACCCCUACAUCACAUAUCAAGGUCUCUUGUGCAAGUGAAUAAACUUAUUCACAUAAAAACCGAAAAAAAAAUGCUGACUGAUUCUGGCAUAACAUUUUUUAAUUAUCUCAAGCCUAAGGAAAAUCUUUUAUUUACAGAGUUUAGGUCCAGAUAAAAUCAACAUAAUUAUUUGGGUGUAAUAAGAUAAUUGCCCUCUUUAAAGGAACACUAUAUGCAUCAAAACAACUUUAGCUUAAUGAAGCAGUUUUAGUGCAUAAAUCAUGCCCCUGAGGUCUUAAUGCUCAAUGAUGCUCAAUUCUCUGCCAUUUGGGAGUUAAAUCACUUUUGUAAAUACAACCCUAGCCACACCUCAUCUUCUGUGACUGACAUAGCCUGUAUGAAAUACAUUGUUUCAUUUUCAAUCAGGUGUUAACAUGCUUUAGAAGUUUUUAAAUGUAACUUAAAUCACACGCUGGAGCCUCCAGCACGGUCUAGGAGGCUAUUAACAGAGCAUUUAGAAUUCUAAAUUAAACAGAAAGUGCAAUAAAGGAGGUUUACAUAUUCAAUCUCUCUUUACAGAACGUGUUAAGGAAAGCUGUGUAAGUCACAUGCAGGAAAUUGUGACUAGAAGGGAUUUAACUCCUAAAUGUACAUCAAAACUAGUCCAUUAAUUUAAAGUUCUUUGGUACCUAUAGUGUCUCUUUAACCUUCAGGAAACUUGGAAAAUUGAGUGAAGUUGGGAGAAGCGAAGGGAGAAACCUGGGGCUAAAAUGACAACUAUUGUGAAAUUUUGAAAUUUUGAAAAAUCAUUGUCUCACUGAUUGUUAUGAAAUAUAUUUCUGCUUUCAGCAUCUUCUAUGGGUGGUGUGCAAGCUCCCGGAAUCUCUGCUAUUGCUAUUUAUGAUUACGAAGGAGGUAUGUUUCCAACUGUUCAAGUGUGUUUAUUUGUAAAUAGGUAAAAUGUUCCAGAGUGCUGCACAGUGCUAACUGUUUGUUAGGUGACUUUGAAGAAAUUACUAAAAAUGUUAGUUUAACACUGGUUUUUUAUACACAUAUUAUUAGUUAGAAACAUAGAAACAUAGAAACAUAGAAUGUGACGGCAGAUAAGAACCAUUUGGCCCAUCUAGUCUGCCCAAUAGUUGUAAUAUAUGUGAGUAUUAUGUGUAAAUUACCAGGAUGUUUAGCUAUUUUGGUCUAAAACUUUGAAAUUCAGUUUAAGUUCAAUUUGGUUUGAAAAUCUUUAUUUAAAAGACAAGGCAAAUUAAACAAACCAUAAGCAGUCUUGUACAUUUUUUUUUAAAUAGUGAGUUUACUAUUUAGUAUAAAAUGUAUGUGUAGCAGAAGUGAGCUGGGGUACAAUUAAAGUAAACAAGGCAAGAGACAGAAAGAUACAUGAUAAAAGAGGAAGACAAGAAAGAAUAGAGGGGAAAAAUAGACAAGAGUGGGCAAACAGAGGGGAAAUUGCCUUAAUAAUGUGUGGUGAGAAUGAGAGCUAAAGGAUCUAGACCAGGGACCUCCAAACUAUAGCCCACUGGCCACAUCCAACCUUCCACAAGUUGUAGGUACUUCCCCAAGCAGCAUUGACGUCAAGCAUAGGUGCCGCUACAGGUUUGUAUCCCCCCUCACCCCCCCCUACCCAGUAAGGGUACGCAGAAAACCCAGUCAUAGCACAUAUAUAAAAUACACAAUCCAGCGCACUUGCUUAUUUACUAAACAAUUAUUUAAAAUCUGAGAGAUUGUAAUAGUUUUAUUUAAAAACACCUCACCUAGGCAAAAAUAUAAUGGGGUUUAGUUACAUUAUAUGAACAUACAGUUGCAAGAAAAAGUAUGUGAACCCUUUGGAAUGAUAUUGAUUUCUCCACAAGUUGGUCAUAAAAUGUGAUCUGAUCAUCAUCUAAGUCACAACAAUAGACAAUCACAGUCUGCUUAAACUAAUAACACACAAAGAAUGAAAUGUUGCCAUGUUUUUAUUGAACACACCAUGUAAACAUUCACAGUGCAGGUGGAAAAAGUAUGUGAACCCUUGGAUUUAAUAACUGGUUGAACCUCCUUUGGCAGCAAUAACUUCAACCAAACGUUUCCUGUAGUUGCAGAUCAGACGUGCACAACGGUCAGGAGUAAUUCUUGACCAUUCCUCUUUACAGAACUGUUUCAGUUCAUCAAUAUUCUUGGGAUGUCUGGUGUGAAUCUAUUUCUUGAGGUCAUGCCACAGCAUCUCAAUCGGGUUGAGGUCAGGACUCUGACUGGGCCACUUCAGAAGGUGUAUUUUCUUCUGUUUAAGCCAUUCUGUUGUUGAUUUACUUCUAUGCUUUGGGUUAUUGUCCUGUUGCAACACCCAUCUUCUGUUGAGCUUCAGUUGGUAGACAGAUGGCCUUAAGUUCUCCUGCAAAAUGUCUUGAUAAACUUGGGAAUUAAUUUUUCCUUCGAUGAUAGCAAUCUGUCCAGGCCCUGACGCAGAAAAGCAGCCCCAAACCAUGAUGCCCCCACCACCAUACUUCACAAUUGGGAUGAGGUUUUAAUGUUGGUGUGCUGUGCCUUUUUUUUGCCACACAUAGUGUUGUGUGUUUCUUCCAAACAACUCAACUUUGGUUUCAUCUGUCCACAGGAUAUUUUGCCAGUACUGCUGUGGAACAUCCAGGUGCUCUUGUCCAAACUGUAAACUUGCUGCAAUGUUUUGUUUGGACAGCAGUGGCCUCCUCUGUGGUAUACUCCCAUGAAAUCCAUUCUUGUUUAGUGUUUUACGUAUUGUAGAUUCGCUAACAGGCAUGUUAUCAUUUGCCAGUGACUUUUGUAAGUCUUUAGCUGACACUCUAGGAUUCUUCUUCACCUCAUUGAGCAGUCUGUGCUGUGCUCUUGCAGUCAUCUUUACAGGACGGCCAUUCCUAAGGAGAGUAGCAGCAGUGCUGAACUUUCUCCAUUUAUAGACAAUUUGUCUUACCGUGGACUGAUGAACAGCAAGGCUUUUGGAGAUACUUUUAUAACCCUUUCCAGCUUUAUGCAAGUCAACAAUUCUUAAUCAUAGGUCUUCUGAGAGCUCUUUUGUGCGAGGCAUCAUUCACAUCAGGCAAUGCUUCUUGUGAAAAGACAACCCAGAACUGGUGUGUGUUUUUUAUAGGGCAGUGCAGCUGUAAUCAACACCUCCAAUCUUAUCUCAUUGAUUAGACUCCAGUUGGCUGACAUCCCACUCCAAUUAGCUCUUAGAGAUGUCAUUAGUCUAGGGGUUCACAUACUUUUCCCACCUGCACUGUGAAUGUUUACAUGGUGUGUUCAAUAAAAACAUGGCAACAUUUCAUUCUUUGUGUGUUAUUAGUUUAAGCAGACUGUGAUUGUCUAUUGUUGUGACUUAGAUGAUGAUCAGAUCACAUUUUAUGACAGAAAUCCAAUUUGUGCAGAAAUCCAUAUCAUUCCAAAGGGUUCACAUACUUUUUCUUGCAACUGUAUAUUGCAUAAGCCUGCCACAACGUCAAGGUACCCCAUCCUUGGCAGGUCCUACUCUAGCAGCCUAAUGCUUGCACUUAUGAGAUUAAUCCACUUAUUUGGGAAAUACUUCCUUACUGGGACUCUCUGCAAGUCAAGGCUAAAUAGGAUCCUGGAAUGAGGCACCUGUGACAGGGAGGGGUGCAAAACCAAGUAGUUGGCUUGGACUCCCAAAUAUAUAAAUGAAACCAAGAGGGCUGCACUCACCUGAACAUGCUUAAAUUAUAGGGUGCUGCUGGGGCCAAAAUACACAAUCCAGCGUACACGCUUAUUCACUAAACAAUGAUUUAAAAUCUUCUAUAUCAGCAUUUAGCUAUACCUAGAGUAAUAAAAGUCCAGAGAUAUGGUGGAGUUUGCAUUAUUAUAAUAGUCCAAUGUAGAUUCUUAUGUGUGGAGACUUCCUGUAGGAUGGACAGUUUUCAAUGACAACCAGUUGUCUUUAAUAAGUCAGCAUAUGGAAUGAGAGUAAACAGAAAAGGCCUUUGAUAAUAUAGUAUUUUCAAAUAAAUGAAAUAUUUGAAGAAAUGAACUUACAAGUAAAGAGUUAUCAAGUAGCUCAAUGUUUAUAACGUAUAGCAAUGCUUUCUUUGCCUCAGUGCUGGUGGAUAUGUAUAUAUACAUGCCAAGUAGAUAGGAUAAGUAAGUAUUGUGUUGACCAUAGGCUGAUGGAACAUCUCAUAAAUAAUAUGUGAUCAAAAGCACAUAAAGAAAGUACCAAUAGAGUAGAACUUUUAUACCAGGUGGUCUAUGUGGAAGGAAGUCAAAAACACACAAACAGCUCUAAGGAAAAAGCAUGGAGUGGUGCAAUCCCCACUCUAGGAUAUUGGUGUAUGGUCUCUUUCCAAAUAUCGUCAAUGGAAUGUAAAAUACAAGCACAAAAAAGAAAACGUAGUGCUCUCUGUUUAUAGCAAUGAGUAGAAUAAAAUGAAAAUCUACUUACAUUUUUGUGAGCAUUUGAAUGCUCUGUAAUAUCAGUAUGAGUAGUAUAAUCUCCACAUAGAAUAAAUUAAGGAAAAUCCAAAGGAAUAUAAUGCCAGACAACAAUCUUCAGUGAUGUAGAGAAGUACAGAUAGCCCGAUUUAGGACCAGCAGGUAGGGCUUACCACUAGUAGUUUAUUAAAAUUUUAAUUACCAAUAGUUUAAAAUAAAUAGAGUUAAAUCAAGCAAUAAAAGCAAAUACAGGUAAUUAACAACAUGUUUUGCCUCAAGGCCUUUAUCAAGGGAAACAAAGCAGAGGUCUUGACUAAAGUGUUAUUUACAGGGCAUCAGAAACUGAAAAUCACAGUUUAGUGACAUCAGUCAUGUGACCACUGUAAGAGUCAUAUGACUGGCAAAUUGUAAUAGCAAAAUAAAUAAAGUUCAUAACUAAGCAAAUUUUAUCUUGGCUUAAAAAGUUAAAUGGGAAAAUACAUUGAUAUGUAGUUUCACAGUCAAUUGUAGUGGGAGAGGACUACAAAGUCCUUAAUGCCUUGCGUUUAUUUAGAUGUAAUUGAAUGAUCGCAAAUACAUCAGGAUGCAACUGAGUGAAAAGACUAGCUAGUCUUUGAAGUCCAAAUGACUGUGUGGUGCGGGAGAUUAAAAAUAAAGGAAAAAUUAGAAAGAGAAAACUUACAAGCGCUGUUCGAAACUCCAUGGUUCAUAGUACUCUUUGGUCCGAUCACUUGAUAGGAGGAGCAGAGAAAAAAAUCUGUUAAAAAUGCAUAUAUUUGACCAAGCUAAGAUCUUGCCCGCAUUUAGGCAGGACAUUGAGAGGUGGUGUGGUCUUGAAAUGUCAUGGUUAGGUAGAUUUAAUUCAGUUAAAAUAACAAAGUGAAUUAUAAGAAUAUAGAGAACAAGUGACCUUCUGAGACAUUUUUGAAAAGAAUUACAAAUCUGAAAAAAUAGAUGCAGUCAUAAUAUAUGCAGAAGAACAAGAUAGAAACGGUCUUCUUUCAUAUAAAAGUUAACACUAACACCAUGGCCAUUCAGAUACAUUUACUUAGUGAUUAUUUAAAUGUAUCUGAUCAGGAUCUGGACAUAUGUAAAGUUUAACAAUAAAAAAAAUAAAAAAAAUAAAAUAUACAUAUAUAUGUAUAAUAUAUAAUUAAUAAUCAACACUGGCAUGUACUUAAACAAAAUGAAAAACAGGGACUGUCCCUCCUAAAUUGAGACACUUUGGAGAUAUGGUGCAAUCAACUUUAUGUAAUAUUUUUACAUUCUCACUGAUAUGCACAGCAAUGAAUUGCCAGAUGGAUGAUGGUAAGUGACGAAUUGUUUCUACAGAUGAUCUUUCCAUGAACAAUUUGUUUGUACUCAAUGGUUACAUAAGAUUAGGUUAGUUCAGUUCAAAGCACAUUUUAGGCAAAGCAAUAUUCUUGAGUCAUGUAGGUAAGAAGAAAACAAUGACAAAAAUCGGCUUGACAGACCGAAUGAAACAAUUUAAAUAAAUAAAUAAAACUCAAUUACUUAGCAGGUCUACUUAUUAGAUCUUAUGAGUGUGUGUCAGCUGGGGAUGAACAAACCCUCUUGAACAAUGGGGUAACGGAAAAGGUGCUAUUUCCUGCUGCAAUAUGACUCUCCAUGUGCAGCAACUGUAUGAACUUUAAAGGUCUUGUUUCUUUUUCUAACAUGUACUUGUUUUGUAUAUAUCCGUAUGUAUGUCCGUGGCGCUAUCACUGUCUGGGGACUUUGCAUGAUUGACACUUCUUCACGCCAGUAGCUCUGCCCAGUGUCAAGAAGUGUCCGGCAUAGGAAAAUUACUGCUACAAAGUAGUUUUUACAUUUGUUUCAGUAAAUCUUUUAACUGGGCUGGGAUUUCAAUGAGAUUCCAACACAGUCAAUAUGAAUAUUUCAUAAAGAUUAUAUCUUUAUGAAGUACUUAUUUUGCAGGGGCAGGGUGACCGUUAUAAGUGUCACUUUUUGCAUGGAAAGUCCUUUUAAAAUCACAUCACAUGGCUCACAGUGCACAAUCAUCAAAAUAUUAACAAAGACAAACAGUCUGACAGUUUUUUGAAUGACAAGUUUGAAAGUAUACAUUACAAUAUUUGCCCUUUUAGCAGGCUAGAAGAGAGCUUAAAGUGGAUCUAUCAUUUUUUUGGACUAAUAUUUUCUACCUAAUUGUAAAUGUGACAUUAUAGAAAGAGUGGAUGAAGACAUAGUUGUUAUUUGCUACAUGCAUAAUUAUGAUUAUUAAGGGUUCUUUCAAAGAUCAAUUAAAACUAAAAUCAUGUGAGAUAAAAGUAAAGUUUUAAUGAUCAAAUUAUCAAAUUUGUCAGAUGACCUUUUAGUUAAAAAAUGUCUUUCUGAUGAAAAUUCAUACAUACUAUCAAAUAUGUCAGAUGACCUUUUAGUUAUAUCAUUUUUUUCUGAUGAAAAUUCCUACAUCCUAAGCAUGUUCUUCGUUGCUUCACUUCCUUUUUGUGUUUAGCUGGAGAUGAUGAGAUUUCAUUUGAACCUGAGGACAUGAUCACAGAUAUUGAGAUGCUGGACGAGGGAUGGUGGAAUGGAACCUGCCGGGGGCACCGAGGUCUCUUUCCAGCCAACUAUGUAGAGCUUAUAAAGAAAUAAGUUGUAUUUUACCUUAUGUGCAGUGCACUGCUUCCAUAUGCUUUUCCACCUGAAUUUUUUAUUUUUUAUCCUUCUAAAUAAAAUUUUCUAAGCAUCCGGCCAUGCACUAAUACUGCUGUUCUGGGAGCCAUUUACAAAUUAAUUUCUUCUACUCAACAAAAACAUGCUAAUACAAUACAGUUUACUAUGUUUCAUCUUUCAUUAUACAUAUUAUUCCUGCUUUUCAAAUUCUUCUGAGUAUUAAAGUACAACUUUAUAUAUUAAUGUGUCUGU